Messenger RNA from Xyrichtys novacula (pearly razorfish), 76108 nucleotides. The record is from the annotation of a GenBank genome assembly. Lineage: Eukaryota; Metazoa; Chordata; Actinopteri; Labriformes; Labridae.
AGAUAAAGGAGGAGAAAACCCCGGUGGUCACGGCCGUCCCUCCACCUCCUCUGUCAGCUGUGCCGGGCGGUUUCCUCAAACAGCUGGUCAGAGAGACGGAGAAGGAGACCAAACAGAAGGAGCCAGAGGUCAAAGACGAGAGAACAGUAAGAGGGUCAUUUUUUAGGAAAGAUCUGGAGGACAUUUUUACCAGAAAAUUAAAAUUUCAAACUUCUUCCUUUUUUCUGUUUCCACAGCAGGUAAGCAAGUUAAGCGAUAACCUGGUCCAACAGUUCCUCACCCCGGACCAGACUCCACCCAUUCUGGAGGCUGAGAUGGCACUCCGAGCCGAGCAGCUGAUCAACACCACCAAACAAGGACGCAACUCGGCCCAGUCAGACAGAUCCCCGACUCAGAUGCUCAUCGUCACCCCAGAACAGGAACCCAGACAGGUGACACCAGAGCCGCCAAAGAGGCAACAGUCUGACGUCACUCCAGAGAAAGGCCUGAGGAAGGGGACGGAGGACAAGCAGGAGAAGGAAAGGAUAGAGAAGGUGAAGCAGGCAGAGAAGAAAGGGAAAGGGAUGGAGGAGAGGCAGGAGCCAGAAGGACAGCAGGCAGACACCACGGUUACAGAGCCACUCAGAGAGGUAUGUAUGAAAAGGUGUCUGCUGGUGUUCCUCAGGGUUCUUCCUCAGUUCCUUUUCUGUUUACCAUUGAUCUACCUCCUCCUAGUUUCAGCGUCUGUAAAUUAACAUUUUCAGACUUUUGUGGAUGACUCCCAGCUCUGCAUGACCCCUCCUGUCCUCUGUCCUCUCUGCAUGAAAUCCAAUCCUGUUUUCUUCUGGAACUUUCUCAAACUGAACAGAAAUAAAAUCAAAGUUUCCCUCAUCAGAACCAAAUCCACUCUUAGGAACACAAAAACUUUUUUUUCUCAUUAUUAAAACUCUGAAGUUUCUUAGUGAAGAUUUUCAGAUCCUGUCUGGAAUCAGAUCUUUUAAACUUGAGAUUCAUCGCUCUACCUCUUUCUGUUGAUUUACACACUUUAUUUUGACUUAUUGAUUUUAUUUAUUGAUUUUUCUUUUUAAAAUUCUGACUUGUUGGGUGACCAUAGGUGUUAAACAAUGACACACUUCCUGUCCUUUCUUUUCAAUAUUUCCUUUCCUGUUUCUUUCCAUUGCUAUCUUCCUCUCUUCUCCUUUCUUUUUCUAUCUUCCUCUCCUUUUCUCUCAUUUCCUUUCCUAUCUUUCUUUCCUCACAUUUCCUUUCCUACCUUCCUUUACUUACAUUUCCUUUCCUAUCUUUCUUUCCUCACAUUUCCUUUCCUACCUUCCUUUACUUACAUUUCCUUUCCUAUCUUUCUUUCCUCACAUUUCCUUUCCUAUCUUCCUGUCCUUACAUUUCCUUUCCUAUCCUAUUCUUUCUAUAAUCACAUUCCUUUUCUUUCCUAUCCUCUUUUUUUCUAAUUUCCUUCCCUUUCCUUUCCUUCCUGUGCUCUCAUUUCCUUUCCUUUCCUUUUCUCACAUUUCCUUCCUACCCACUUUUCUCAUAUCUAUUCCUAUUUCCCUUUCUUCUCAUUUCCCUUUCUUUCCUUUUCCUCUCUUUUCCUAUUUCCUACUCCUCUUAUUUCCUCUUCUCAUUUAAUUUCCCUACUCUUUCUUUUGCUGUCAUAUCCUUUUCUAUCUUCCUUUUCUUUUCUCUCCUUUCCUAACUUCUUUUUCUUACAUUUCCUUCCUUUCCUUUCUUUUCCCGUCUUCUUUUUUCCUUUUAUUUCUUUUCUAUCUUGCUUUUCUUUUUCUCUUGUUCCUUUCCUUUCCUAUUUUCUUUUCUUACAUUUCCUUUCCUUUCCUUGUUCCUUUCAUAUCAUUCCAUUCCUUUCCUUUCCUUUCUGUUUUUUUCUCUUAUUUCUUUUUCUAUCUCGCUUAUCCUUUUCUCUUCUUUCCUUCUCUUUCCUACCUUCCUUUUCUUACAUUUUCUUUCCUUUCCUUCUUAUGUUCUCAUUUGGUUUCGUUUCCUUUUCUCACAUUUCCUUCCUACCCUUUAUCUCAUAUCUAUUUCUAUUUUCCUUCCUUAUUUUCCUAUCUUCCUUUUUCUCCUUUCCUUACUUCUUUUUCUUAAUUUUCCUUUCUUUUCCCCGUUCUUUUCCAAUCUCUUCUUUCCUUUCCUUUCUGUUCCUUUCCUUUCCUCUUUCCCCCUCUUAUUUCCUUUUCUAUCUCACUUUUCUUUUUCUCUCUUUCCUUUCCCUUUUUCUUUUUUCUUACAUUUCCUAUCCUUUCCUUCCUAUGCUCUCAUCUCUUUUUCUUUCCUUUCUCUCAAAUAUCUUCCUUUUUUCUUUCUUCUCAUUUCCCUUCCUUUCUAUUUCCUUUCUUUUUCUAUUUUCCUACUUCUUCUUAUUUAUUUUCCUUUCCUUUUCCUUUGCUCUCAUUUCCUUUCCUAUCUAUUCACACCCUUUCUAUCUUUUAUAUAUCUUCAUUUUUAUUCUAUACCUUGUCUUUAAUCAAAAUUUUAUAUUCAGAAUUUGUUUUUUCAUGAGUCGUUAAACCCUUGACUUCAUCAGACGCUGAGAUUUUAUUCAUUAAAUGUGUUUUUCUUUGAUUUUAAGAAUAUGCUCUGGCCUUUUUCACGACUUUUAAUAAACUUAAACUUUUCUUCACCGUUUUGACUCUCACAGCUCCUCAGAGUUUCAUUUCUGUCUCUCCUUCAGACUAGAGAUGUGUGGUACGAGGCUGGAACGGUUUGGUACGUCCACAAGGACGGUUUCACUCCAGGUGAGUCAUAAACACACAGAGGAGCUGUACUUUCUGACUUCAUAUUAACACGUUUGCUUCUUAUAUGAGUGCUUUAUUUAAUAUUUUUGGUCUAUUUAUGGAUAUUUUUGACAUUAAUGAUAUUUCUAUAGUUAAACUUUGAAGGUUUCUGAGUCUAAUUUAAUGAUUAUGUCUAAAAAUAAGAAGAAAACUAUGUUAAAUUUAAAGAAGACCAACAAACACAAACUUUAAAAAGUCAGGUGUUCCUCUUUAUGAAUUUAAAAACAUCAACCUCCAGGUGUGUCAGUGAAAAUAGACAGAUAAAUCUAUCUUUUGUGGUUAGUAGAAACAUUAAAAUAAUCUCAUGGUAUGGAGGCCGUGGCGUGUGUGUGUGUGUGUGUGUGUGUGUGUGUGUGUGUGUGUGUGUGUGUGUGUGGAUUAGUAAAGUCCUCUGAUAAUCUCUGGUAAUCCUUCAGCCUGUUAUUUCACCUCCACAUCAUGUUACACGUCAGUUACAUCAUGUUUCUCCUGAAUCCAGCUGUUCUUUUGAUCCAGCUGGUUAUCACAUCCAUCAUCCCAUCCAUCCGUCUAAUUACUGCUCUUUCAAAUCCCAUCAGAGCUGACCCCUGACUCUGCUCCUUUACAUGCAGGGAUCAGAGAAAAUGCAGGAAAGAUCAGAUUAAAAUUCAACUAUACACAGCAGAGAGGGAAAGUAUACUGACUGAACUAACGAAACAAAACCACUGACUGCAGGUCCGAGGGAAACGGUGCCUGUUCUGGUUCUAGCAAAGACCCAAUUUAUUAUUUUAGAUCAACAAAAGAUCUAUGUUAUAAUCUUUCACAUGCAUAAAUGGAUGUUUGAUUAUUUCAGCCACACAGCUAAAACCAGACGAGGGCACACCUGAGCUCCCAGAAGGCCGAGUGAGAGUCCGACUGCAGACCGAUGGAUCUCUGCACGAUGUCACCGAGUUUGAGAUUGAAAAGGUACAAAUUUGUCUUAUCUGGUGAUUUAAAGGUGGGGUUAUCAGGAUCUGAGGAAGUUCCAGUUUUUGGGAGAAAUCUUGAAUGUAAACUCUACCCCUCCCAACCAGUUUUCCCCUCAGCUCCUCCUCUCCCCUCCCUCUCUGCUCCAGCAAGCCCCGCCCACAAACAGACACUCCUACUCGAUUGUAUCUUUCCAAUUAAAUUCAGAUAUAAUGCAGAUAAAUACUUUAGAUUAUUAAAAAAUAGGGCCCAGUCAACAUGAACGUAAAAAGCAUUGGUGCUACUGUAGAUGCCAACAGAGUACCAGCAAACACAAUGUUUUCAGGACUUCUACAACUAGGAUAAAGUGACAUAGUCCAGGACCAGAGGUCAACAGUUAAACACGCAGCAGGUCCCGUUUGACAAGAAACACUUCUGUUACAGACACUUGGCUUACUUUGUUAAAGUGGUUUACCUGUCCAGCAGAAAGGUUACAGGGUCCAUAAGCGUCCCGAAGCAUCCCCCAUCAUUUAUGUUGACCUGGCUUCUUAGCUCUUGUCCAGUCUACCUUCUUUUUAAGCGCCCAUUAUUCCGCCAGAGUCUCCGGUAUUUAUUUUGUUUUCUUGCUUGUGUUUUCUGUACUCACUGGUUGAUUUCAACUAGGUUCAUGCACGUUAUUCAAGGACGUGGAGUGUGCCUCACAACAUGAGAGAGCAGCGUCUACCCCACAACCAAUCAGGUCGGGGAGGUGGAGAAUGGCUUUGUUUACAGUCAGAAAGAGCGGACCGCUCAAAAAAUGUAAAACUGUUGACUACACAGACAUAAUCCAGCGAGCAUUUUGAGGUUGAUUAUACGUCUGAUAUACGUCUAAAUUUAGACUAAACGUCUAGUCUAAAUUUGGUAUAACAGAGGUAUAGAAAUGAAAGUUUUUUCAACGUCGAAAUUUAAACGUCGUUUAAACGUUUCGAUUUAUACGUUGUUUAAACAUGUUUGUUCUACAUUGUUCCGUCUAUAACGUUGAAAUGAUGUCCAAUAGACGUUUUCAUUUAAACGUCUUUAUGUUAGACGUUCAUGCUUUUACCAAAUAUAAACCCAGGUAUAGACAUAGAUGUUGAUUAAACGUUUAUUAGACAUCUGGUCUAAAUCCGGCAACCCAGCGGGGACUGGGCGAGCCUCCCCGCGCGCAGACGGUCCCGGCAGCGGCAGCCGCUGGAGCCCGCGGGUCCCCAGUCAGCCUACGGCGCUGACCAAAUGAAUCUAUUGAACUUUCAUUUCUAUACCACUGUUAAACCAUUUUUAGACUACAGGUCCAAUGGACGUCUAAAGGCACAAUCGUUUCUUGUAAAUUUUUAAUAAAUUUACUAAAUAUCAACAAUGCAUAUUACCAUAAGCAUCUGAUAUAUGUAAAUUGAUGAAAAUAUUCACAGGAAACACCAUCUGUAGAGCCAGAUUCUCUACACCAAAAGUUACCUGCUGCUUACCUUGAUACACGUUCUAUUUCGGCAAUGUUGCGUCACUUUCUGGACUUUUUUGAAUAUUUAGCUUCUACAGUCAUGCUCAUUCAUAAUUUAACACUGAUCUUCAUUUGGCAACCAUCAGUCCACUGUAAUUGAAAUCACAGUACAUUUUUUACUCAGAAUAUAACCAUUACAGUCAUGGAGUGGGAAAAACAAUUUUUUAAUCUCACAUCCAGUAAAACGAACAUUUAAAAAAGAAAAAAAUCUAUAUAUCUAUAUACAAACAUAGGUACAAAGUACAAAGAACAAGAACAACAACAUUAAGAAAAAUUUAACUAAUACUAAUACCACAGUACAUAAACAGAGAACACAAAAGUACUGAAAUGAACUAUAAAUAUUAACAAUUUUAAGAUAUAUUUUUUUAAAAAUUAGCAGGGUGGUGUUUUGGUGGUGCCCCUCCCACCACAUCGAGCUGGUGCCUGUUUCAAAUGGUCCCCAAUCGAUGCUGCGACCAGUUCCUCUGUUGCCGUCGGGAAGUUAGUGCGAACAGACUCUGCAAAAAGAAAAAAAACAAAAGAAACUUGAAUCAUAGUAAGUGUAGAAAUUAUCUAGUAUUGUCCGGAAGGAUUCUUCACUUUUUUACAGCUUCAGGCUUUAAAUGAGUCAGUAACAUGACCAAGAAUAAGUAAUAACUUGCAGAGAUAUAAUUCAUUUACCAAGAACAACUGUGAAGAAAGCAGUUUUCUUUAAGCUUUUUUUCCCCUGGCGUCCUCUACCCAGGAGGUUGUAGUUCCUCUGCACGUCAUUGUGUAAAAUUCUGAAAUGGAUAUCAAAGACAAAUAGAUCUCUUAAGGUGCGUUCACACCGGACAGGCAACACAACUUGUCCUGUCUUGUGUCCUUAGACGUGUCACUUUGCCACCGUCAAUUUGCGUUGCGCAUUACAUCACGCCCGCUCUAGGUUUCCCCUCGAUCUCGUCGGAUACCGUGUCCAGCGCUGCUCUUUAUUUGUGGAAAAAGUCACUAAAACGUCAGAGAAACCCUCGCCGCCGUUGUGCAAGUGCCUGUGUGAACGCACCUUAAUACUGCUUACUCUUGCAAUUCACUAGAAAGACUUGAUAAACACCAACAAUACAUGAUUAUAUUAAUAACAUUGUCUUGCUGUCAUAUUCAUACCUGUCCAGGAUCCUGCGUGUGCAGGUCUUAAUGUCCUUCCCCCCAAGGUGUGACAGUUGUUUUAUCUGUAUGAUAUAAUCAAAUUAUCAAGAGUGUCUAAUGUAUAGAUUUCUAUAAUUUUUAGCAUCUCUAUUUGACUUACCAGUGAACGUUUUAUGUUGGGGUGCCUACUGAUUUCCAACGACAUGCGCUGAGCCUCCUCCAAAGUCCUUAACGGCAACUGACGUAUCUGCUCACCCUCAUCUUCAAUGUCCCCCUGCUGGUUCAGCGAUUUCAAUUAAUCGCGGAUUUCCAAAAGUGUUUCCAUGACCACCUGCUGGAACUCUUAGUGAAAAGAUAUGAUUUAGUAACAUUCAAUUCAAUAAUUACAAUACAUAACAACAUUUUGUACUUUAGUUAUGCCACUCUUACUUUUCUCAGGCAUUGGGUAGGAAUAAACCCUCUCCCUCGCUGCAAAAUCCGAGAACAAGACAAUAAAUGGAUGAUGAGUGUGGUGCUUAACUUUGGCUGUUAAACACAAAAUCUACCUGAAGUGGUUUCACGGUGGGUCACGUGAGCGUGCUCCACCUAUAAGGUGGCUGGAUUAUUGUCACGGCGGCAGUCGGUGUUACCAAGACGGAUACAACACAUGAAAUCUAAUAAUUAAAUGGAAUUUCAGCGACCAACUUUGUUGUCGAGUGCUCAGCAGGACCCAGGCUUUAAGAUCUGAAGUUGUUUUUUUUGCCAUAUAUGCGUUUUGACCGGAUAAGGCGAAAACACUGGUCACGCUCCCAUAGAUUGAGAUCAGUUCUGCAACGUUCAGUUAUCAUUUUAAAUAAUGAACUCUUGAAUUGUGGAUUAAAAUCAAUUGUCCAGAUUCGGUCUAUAUGUAGACGUUGAAAUGACGUACACAUUUUUACGUCUAAAUCACGUCUCAAAAUAGACAGAAUCCCGACGUUGAAAUGAAGUAUAAAUUUAUACGUGUAAAUGACGUCUACAUCCAACUAUGCUGCAUAUCUCUCCACGGUAUCAUAAGUAAUCUAAUCCAGUAUUUAGAGAUCAGUUAUGCACCCUACAGAUGUCUAUUUCAUAAAAAAUUAUUGAUAAAUGAAGUUAAGGGCAAAGUAUAAAUCACGUCUUAAAAUAGACCGAUUCCCGACGUUAAAAUGAAGUAUAAAUUUAUACGUGUAAAUGACGUCUACAUCCAACUAUGCUGCAUAUCUCUCCACGAUAUCAUAAUUAAUGUAAUCCAGUAUUUAGAGGUCAGUUAUGCACAUUACAGUUGUUUAUUGCAUAAAAAGUUAUCGAAAAAUGAAGUUAAGGGCGAAGUAUAAAUCACGUCUUAAAAUAGACUGAAUCCUGACGUUGAAAUGAAGUAUAAACUUAGACUAGACGUCUAAUAUACGUCUUUUGCUCAGUGGGAAGAGAACACAGCGAUAUUGUUAUAUUACCAAAUGUCAUCAAUAACUAAUAACUAUUGACUGAUAUUAAAAGCUUUUUUGUAAAAACACCACAAAAAAGAUGCUUCUUUAACAGAAUCUUGCCUACCGCACCUUUAACGUCAGGAAUCAAGUUACUCAGAUCCUCAGAUGUAGGUUGUUAUUUCAGCUCAGUCCCCUCUGUGCUCCAUGAUAACUCCCUCCUGAACCUGUAUCACCCUCCCCACGACACACCCCCUCUGGCAAAGCAAGAAGCCGGCCGGCAGAAGAUCCUACGGUAGCUUCAAAUAGGAUUCACCAUGUUGGAUUGUUAGUGACUAGAGGCAGUAAACGCCAGCUCUGCUAGCGAGCACCGUCUGCAGCUGCCCGGGCAGCUACCAUGUUGACAUUGCAGAGACUAAUAAGAGUUAUUUACAGUGAGUCCAAGAAGUAUUUGAUCCCUUGCUGAUUUUCUUCGUUUGCCCACUAAUAAAGAUGUGAUCAUUCUGCACGUUUAAUGGUAGAUGUAUUCUAACAUGGAGAGACAGAAUAUCAAGACAAAAAUCCAGAAUAUAACUUUAAAGAAUAUAUUUUAAUUAAUUUGUAUUUCAUUGAGGGAAAUAAGUAUUUGAUCCCUCUAGCCAAACACACUCAAUACUUAGUGGCAAAGCCUUUAUUAGCAAGCACAGCAGUGAGACGUUUGUUGUAGUUAACCACAAGUUUAGCACACACACCAGGGGGAAUUUUGGCCCACUCUUCUUUGCAGAUCCUCUCUAAAUCAGGAAGGUUGGUGGGCUGUCGCUUGGCAACUCUGACCUUCAGCUCCCUCCAUAGAUUCUCAAUCGGAUUGAGGUCCGGAGACUGGCUGGGCCACUCCAUGACCUUCAUGUGAUUUUUCUUGAGCCAAUCCUUUGUUGCCUUUGCUGUGUGUUUCGGGUCGUUAUCAUGUUGGAAGACCCAACCACGGCCCAUUUUCAGCUUCCUGGCAGAGGGGAGGAGGUUGUCCCUCAGGAUUGUACGGUACAUGGCUCCAUCCAUCUUCCCAGUGAUGCGGUGAAGUAGCCCUGUACCCUUGGCAGAGAAACACCCCCAAAACAUUAUGCUUCCACCUCCAUGCUUGACGGUGGGCACAGUGUUCUUGGGGUCAUAGGCAGCAGUUUUCUUCCUCCACACAUGGCGGGUAGAGUUGAGGCCAAAAAGUUCAAUUUUGGUCUCGUCUGACCACAGAACCUUCUCCCAAUAACUUGGUUCAUCUUUCAGGUGAUCAUUGGCAUACUUAAGGCGCGCCUCCACAUGUGCCUUCUUGAGCAGGGGUACCUUUCGGGCACUGCAGGAUGUUAAUCCAUUGUUGCGCAAAGUGUUGCCAAUUGUUUCCUUGCAAACUGUGGUCCCAGCUGCCUUCAGGUCAUUUACCAACUCCUGACGAGUGGUUGCAGGAUGAUUUCUGACCGUUCUCAGGAGCAUUGUCACCCCACGAGGUGAAAUCUUCUUUGGAGCACCGGGCCGAGGUCUGUUGAUGGUCAUGUUAUACUCUUUAAAUUUUCUAACAAUUGCACCAAUAGUUGUUACUUUCACAUCCAACACCUUGCUAAUCUUUUUGUAGCCCAUUCCAGCUUUGUGGAGGUCAACAAUCCUGACUCUGAGGUCCUGAGACAGCUCUUUGGUCUUACCCAUGUUGGAGACUUGAAAUCUGUCAGAUUGUCUGAUUCUGUGAACAGGUGUUUUUCACACAAGUGAUUAGUGAGAACAGGUGGCUUCAGUUCAGGUAACAAGCUGAUUGGGAGUGUCUAACUGGUCUGUGAAAGGCAGAACUCCUAAUGCAUACUGAGGGAUCAAAUACUUAUUUCCCUCAAUGAAAUACAAAUCAAUUAAUAUAUAUUCCUUAGAUUUUUUUCAGGAUUUUCUUUUUGAUAUUCUGUCUCUCCAUGUUAGAAUGCAUCUACCAUUAAAUGUGCAGAAUGAUCACAUCUUUAUUAGUGGGCAAACGAAGAAAAUCAGCAAGGGAUCAAAUACUUCUUGGACUCACUGUAUGUAACAUGUGCCACGAUAAAGGCGAUAAAAAUGACCUGUUCAACAAAAACUCUGCUGUCUCGGCUUCUGUUUUCAGGACCAAAUCCUGGCGGAGCUUUCUCCACUGCUCGAAGGAUGACUCGAUGUGUAUUCCAGUUAGAUUCCUCGCUUGGUCACAUUUCCUCUUCGACUCUGCCCUUUCUUCUGUCGGCUUGCGUUUUCUUCCCACUUUUGACGGUGGGGCAAGCAGAAGUGUUUUUUUUUUUUUUAUGCGUCCUUCUCCAUCGCAGCUCCUGUAACUAAGCUGCUACGCUACUUUUAACCGCUCAGAGCUCAGAGGAGGGCCGGGAGAGUGGGAGGGGACGAGUCAGAACUACAGGGAGGGGUGUGUCGAAUACGGCGAGGUGAUUGGAUGGAGAGGCGGAGCAGGAGAUUGACCAAUAGGAGCUGUCCAGGACGGACGUCUCCUGUUGGUCAAUGUUUUUGCAGCCCUGCACCUGCUAGGUCUGUUCUUUUUUCUCUUCACUUUGUAGAGAUUGCACUAUAGGACCAUGAUCGCCAUAGAAACAAAGUUCAUACUAAUUACAAAUCUUUACAAUUGUCAACCACACCUUUAAGUGUUGUCUGCAAAAAGUGUAAAACUAACAAGCUUUCUGCAGAAAACUGUAGCCUAUCAUGCACACCACUCCUCUGAGCUGCAUCAAACUCUUAAAGGGAUACUCCAGAAAUGUAUCAGCCUACUUAUAAUAAGACAGUCAGUCAGAAGGUGUGAACCUAAAGCCACUUUCUGGUCUUCCUCAGUGUAACCCUUCAGACCUGGACCUGUGUGAGGACUUGAGUGACCUGCAGAGUGUGAAUGAAAGUGGAGUGCUGCACACGCUCACCAGUCGAGCUAAAGCGAGCAUGCCGCUAACACACGCCGGACCAAACCUGGUGAACUUCUGGCCUCCGUUACAGAUGCACAGCAAGGUGAGUUAAUGCCCUGAAGAAGACUCUGCUCAGGUUUGGUGUUCGUGUUGCUAAUGUGAUUUUUUUCUGUCAGACUCCAAAGUCUCGUCGGGGGGAGUGUGUGUGGGACGCUCCCCCGGCUCUCGCCGCUCUGGUCAAACGUGUCUACGUGUCCAUGGUGGGGUCUAGGAGAGACCACAGCGUGUGUGCGGUGGGACGUAGUGGGACGGGAAAGACAACGGCGUGUCAGGCAUUCAUUCACACUCUGCUCAAACAGGCGGGGACCACCGGGGAGAAGAUCAGCAGUGAGUGGGUCAUCUGGAGGUCUUUUUGUCCUCUCUCUGUGGACUCUCUGUCAUCCAUCUUUGUUUCCUCCUCUCCUCAGCUGAGCGUGUGCAGGCCAUGUUCACCAUCCUCCGGUCUUUUGGCUGUGUGAGCUCCCAGCAAAGCGACGCCUCCUCUCGGUUCGCCAUGGUCUUCUCUCUGGAUUUUAACCACGCAGGACAAGCUGCUGCCGGACACCUACAGGUAUGAGACACACAGAGUUCACAGAAACAGUCAGAUGAAGCUGCAGACAGAUCCACUCAUGGUUCCUCUCUCCGCUCCUUAUCAGACCAUGAUGUUGGACAAAUGGAAAGUGUGUCAGAAAACUCCAGGAGAGAGUAACUUCCUGGUCUUCUCUCAGAUGCUGGGAGGACUCAGCUCAGAGAUGAGGUAAGACCCAAACAUCAGGAUUUCUUUGAAUUUGCAUCUCCAGUCAGAGAUGUGAUAUCUCUACAUACUUCUGCUCAAUCAUUUUCAAAUUAAGCUGAAGUAAACAAUCAAAGUUCAGAUAAUUCACUUUUGAAGGAUUAACGAACAUGUGCACAGGUCUGAAUUUGUGUCCUUUAGUUUUGAGAGUGCGUAAACUUCUCUCCUGUGUGUUUCCUCUUCAGGACUGAGCUCCAACUUCAUCAGCUCCCUGAGUCCAACUCUUUCGGGAUCGUUCAUCCCACCAAGGUCAGUAACCCCCGAUUUCCACGGCAUCCUGAACGGAUACGAAAAGGCCGUAUCCGCCGAUCGUAGCUGAUCGUAACCAUUUAAUGCGUCAAUUUCCACCACCUUCUUUCCGUUCCUCUGCGGAUCGUCGGACUCCACAGCUGAUAGCAAGAGUUCUAUUUUUUCUGGACGCUGGAGCAUGCCGGAUAAAUUCAGCACAGAUUAACCCGUGCUGGAAAGGAAGAUGGGCACAGACACAAAAUAAAACACUCCGUGUUUCAGGCAGAUCGUAUUUCACACCAUGCAAACGGUUAGAGACGAACAAGUGAAAGGUUUUUAGACGUCAUUUCUCCCCAAUGACACCAUGGAUGAGGAGAGGUUGAUUCUAGAAGUCUAGAAGUAGAUUUCCCCCUCUGGAAGGACACAAUCUACUGCUUAUUUGUCUGUCUUACGUGUCUGUCUUUGUAGAGACAGCUCAUUAUCACGCGAUCGCACUUGAAUCCGUGGGUUCUUGUGAGCUCUCGUGAUUCCUGCGGUCCGUAAUCCGCCACCAAAUUCACCCCACAAAUGGAUCCAGUAGGAAUUGGCGUACGGCGAAAAUUGCCACUGUCCCGGAUCGGAGCUGUUCCGGAUGCAGUGGAAAUCCUGGCUUAGUCUUAGUCUGAACAACCUCCAGACCCCGGAGGUUUGCUUUUAAACAGAGAUAAUUUACCACUUUACCGUCCAAGGUCUGAUAGAUGAACUCUGAAAAAGAAAAAGAGAAAAUUGUUUGACUUAUUAAGGAUCCUAGAAUCUAAAAUUUGGACCUGGAGACAAACUUAGGAUUCUCUAAAUGAAAUGAUGAUAGUUUCUGCUUACGGGAGGCAAACUUUUAUCCAAAGUCUCCUGCGCAGUGAUUUGCAGUGAUUGCUUCAUUACAGAAACACAUCUCUAGAUCAGCAUGAAUUUCCAUCAGACUAAUUCAAAAACACAUUUUGGAUGUUUGGAGCUCUGCGCUUGUGUUUGAGUGAAAAAGACGAGGAAUAAAAAUAGAAAAAAAAAUGAGCCAGAAAAGGUUUCUGAAGACAAGGACUCAGACUGUGACAGGAGAUGAGACGUGACUCAGCUGUUCUUCCUCCUUAUUAAGAGGCUGAUUUUACAGUCUUCUCCUCUUCCUCCAUGUCUGUCUGUGUGUGUUUGUGUGUGUGUGUGUGUGGUCAGGUGGAGGAAAAACAGCGAGCAUCCGUCGCUUUCACGAAGCUGCUGACUGCCAUGGAAACGCUGGGCUUCUCGUCCGGCGAGCAGAAGGCGAUCUGGCAUGUCCUGGCUGGUAUUUACCAUCUGGGAGCAGCCGGGGCCUGUAAAGGUAACACUGACUCAUCAUCAUCUUCAUCACUUACACUGUGUUAGAUAACCCUACACUAACACAGUAUUCAUAUACUUGAGAGGACUCUUAUAAAACUUAUGGAGUUCUUGGACGAUAAGAAACACCGUACUGCACUUCAACACUGUGGACCUCUGUUGUUUCCGGUUUAUAUCAGUAGUAUUAGAUGAAAUGUUCCUCAUGCAGAUUUACCGUCAUAUGCUGAUGAUACUGUCAUAUACCGCACAAUUUAAACACAGUAUAAGACUUUAUACUUGAUUUAUUGCUUGAUAGAUGCUCACCUUUCAUGAGUCAAAAAUGAAUGUUUAAAAACUCAAAGAUUAAGCUGCUGAAGCUGCUGUCUGAUACGACGACUCAAAGUGAUGAGUCUGUAUCUUCUUACAAAAACUGCAGAUGCUGAAUUGAUGAUUUUUAUCCUUUAAACGUCAUAUAAAGACGCGCAUGAAGAAGUUGAAGCUAUGGACGAGCUUUUAGUUCAUAUUUAAGUCCUGUUUUUAUUUCUGUUGCUUCUUUAAUGCUCCUGAUUGACAACAGUAAUGUUUUAUAGAUUCCUGCAUCGCCUCAAAACCUUCACUCCCUAGAUACUGUUUCCUCUUUUUUGUGCGAUUAAUAUAUUUAUUAUUGUGUAACACUGAACAAAGUUGACAGUUUCUAUUUCAUGUGUUUGUAAUUUUAAACCACCUCCUACAGGUACUCGGUUUCAAAUCUUCUUUAGAAAACUGCGUGACCAUUUAUGGACUAAUUAUGGACCCUUAAACUGAGCAGUAAUUGUCUUAAAUUAGGUAAUUAUCUCAUUGGCUGAUGUCUGUGUGGAAGCACUUGAUUGGAUGUUUUUGAUUUUUUUUCCAGUUUGAAUCCUUCUUAUUUAAACGUGGGGCGGCACAGUGGUGUAGUGGUUAGCACUGUCGCCUCACAGCAAGAAGAUGCUGGGUUCGAAUCCGGGUCAGGGUGUGUCUGUGUGGAGUUUGCAUGUUCUUCCUGUGUCUGCGUUAGAGGAUGACAUCUUUCAGGAAUUCCACGGGAUGGGAAUCAUUUUUUAAUUAAUCCCGUGAUUGGGACGGGAAAAAAGCAACGGGAGCGGGCAGGAGCGGGAACAAUAUAAAUAGAUGAUCAUUUUCAGCCGAUCACGGGAUUGAUUAAAAAAUGCCUCCCAUCCCGUGGGAUUCCUGCGGGAAUCCCGUUACCCACAGGAAUUCCAGAAAAAUGUCAUCCUCUAGUCUGCGUGGGUUUACUCCGGGUACUCCGGUUUCCUCCCACAUCCAAAAACAUGCCUGAGUGGGGUUAGGUUAAUUGGCCACUUCCAAAUUGCCCAUAGGUGUGAAUGUGAGAGUGGAUGGUUGUUCGUCUCUAUAUGUCAGCCCUGCGAUGAACUGGCGACAUGUCCAGCGCGUCCCCUGCCUUCGCCCGAAGAUGCUGGGAUAGGCUCCAGCCCCUCCUGUGACCCCAGGAACGGGAAUAAGCAGUAGAAAAUGGAUGGAUGGAUUAUUUAAAUGUCAUUUAUUUACUGUUUUAAUGAUCCUGAUGAAAGCUUCAAGCUUCUCUCUUGUCUUUGGAGUGUUGACCUUGUUAGUCCGUUCCUCCUCCUCUUUCUUCAUGCACCUUUGAAGCAGGUGAAGCUGUGGUAAACACGAACCACACACCGUCUAUAAAGCAUGAAACAAUGAGCAAAAACAUGAUAAGAUAUGAUGCUUACAUGUCUGUAAAUGAAUUUAUAAUUAAGACUCAUGUUGUUUCUGAGUUUAAAGGGUCUGAUUUGACUUUGGAUUCUUGCAUAUGUGACAUUUUUACUGAUUUUGCAAACUCAGACGGUUCUUUCUUCUUAACAGUGAUUUAUGUUGAGCCUCAGCAGUUAAAUACUUCCCUUCUCUCAGCUUCUGUUGUAAUCUCUGUCUUGUGUCUGCGGUCUCAGUGGGGAGGAGACAGUUUGUGAGCUUCGACAGUGCUCAGGUGGCCAGCGGCGUGCUGGGCUGUGAGGGAGAGGAGCUGCACACCGCUGUCUUCAAACAUCACCUCCGACAGCUGCUGCAGAGAGCCACCGGGGGCAGCAGAGAGAGGAGCAACACUGCUGCUGAGGCGGAGGAGGGUGAGACACACACACACACACACACACACACUGAGAAAAAGAAUUAUAUCAGGAAAAACAAACAAUUUUUUCAAUCUAAAAUGUUCACAUCACAUUUUUCUUUCUGUUAUAUACAUAUGAAUUAAAAAAAUUUAAAGGGAAAAAAAAGAAAUAUUUGAUUUAAUGAAAAAAAAAAAAAGAAUAAUAAAGACUUAAGGUAGGAACCCAAAAAUAUUUGCAAAAAACAGUUAAAUUCAAAGCAAAAACAACCUGUGAAAUGCAAAAAUAUUGUGGGAAAUCUAAAAAAAAAUUCACUAAGGAUCAUAUUUUAAAAAUAUUUUAUCAAAUCAAUUUACAUGUAACAAAACACAAGAAUGUCAGAAUCAAAAACAUUUCAUGAAGCACAAAAACUUUUUCUUGGUGAAACCUUUAACAUUUGGAUCUUUUAAUUGUGCAAAUGAGAUGUUUUUGCAUCAUGACAGUUUGUUUAUUUGACCUUCUGGGCCACAGUAGUUUUUCUCUAUGCUAGUUAACACUGUUUGUUUUUUUUUAACUGAUGCUGAAAGUUGAAACCCAGGUGUUGAUUCUGGUUUUACUCUUAUUUUCCUGUCAUGUGCUGCAUGAUUUUACUCUACUCCUCCUUUUUUCAGAUUUAAUGUCUCCAUAAGGUCUUAAAAAAAUGAUCUUUAAAAUGUGAUACAAACACGGUGGAUGGCGGCUGAUUGAGUCUGGUGUUUGUGGUUCCUGCAGGUCCGAGGCUGACAGCUGUUCAGUGUGUUGAAGGAAUGGCUGCAGGACUCUAUGAGGAACUCUUCACCUCCAUUGUCUCCCUGAUCAACAGGUGGGGCCGGGUCUUAGUUUAUAAACGUCAACACUGUUUUCAGGUGGACUCUGACUCCUCAACAAUGAUCAAUGUCUCCUUGUGUAUGGAUGAAGUUCUUCUCUGUUGGUUUGUAGGGCUCUGAGCAGCCAGCAGCUGACCCUGGCCUCGGUGAUGGUCGUGGACACUCCGGGUCUGAGGAACCCCAGACACUCUGCGGAGGAGCGAGCAGCUGGCUGGUCCGAGCUCUGCCACAACUACCUGCAGGAGCGGCUGCUGGAGCAGUACCACACACACACCUUCACACACACGUUGGACCGAUACUCACAGGUAAGACACCCUCUUAAACAUCGACAGCUGUUUUAACAUCCAAGUUCAAGAGAUCAGUCAGUAGGGCUGGGCGAUAAACGAAAAAAUUACCGACAUCAUUUUGCUCAUAUAGGUAUAUUCAUUGUCAAAAAAAUAAGUAGAUAAACGUUGGUUUUGGAUGUGUGUAGGUAGGCUAUGGUCUCAUGUCCCUUUAAGAUGUGACUCCACCCGAUCCAGUCCAUAACAAAGAGGGAAAGACAGGUGAGGAGAUGGAGGAUGGUUUAAAAGUUGUAGCAGCUGAAGUAGAAAAAGUUAAUGUGGGAGGGGGUGAGCAGCUUAUGGAAUGGUUAUCGUCCAUUUAUCUGUAUCGAGGUGAACUGAUCAAUAUAUCGUGAUAUUAAUUUGAGGCUAAUCGCCCUGCCAUAUCAGUCAGUUUCAUUUGUAGGCUGCAAACACUCAAAUCUACGCAAGUGUUUUUGUCUUCUUGAUAACAUUUCGGUUCAUUUAAAGCAAAUUUGACCAGAAAUAAGUCGACCAGUUUCUUCCUUUUUGAAGAAAUUGAUUAAAAGUUUAUAAUAAAGAGUAAAAACUGUAUUUUUAAGAUAGGACACCUCUAUCUGUACCUGUGGGUGUUAAGUCCUCAAUGUCAGUUUGUUCUCCAGGAGCACAAAAGCUUUUCCCUCUCUGACGGUGAAAGGAUUAAAAAGUGAAAAAGGAUUACAGAGUCCCUAAGAGACCUGACCAAGGACUUUUUCUGUCGGAGUUUGUGAGUCUGCUCGAAAGACACCGGACCAGAAAAAAAGCGUUUUAUUAUAAGAGAGAAAUCACUUUUCUUUUUUCUGCUCACACAUGUCAGACUUAAAGUGGAGGUUUAGAUCUGGUUUGUUCGUCUGUGUAGGAGUGUUUGUCUGACGACAGAUUCAGACUCAGGUGUCUCCAUUUUUAGCGGGACAGUUUUUGUCUUCAUGAGUCUUUUUUUUUGUGUUUCAGGAGAAAAUCAAGGUGCAGUUGGAGAGUCCAGAAAUCAGUCCAGCUGAGGUGGUCUCCACCAUCGACCAGCCUCCUCCUCAGGUUCGAGCAAACUGCACCCAAAACACAGUUACCAUGCAACCGUAUCACCUGAACAGAACUAACCCUCGGAUUUCUUAAAGGCACAUUUCACUAUUUAUAUCUAUAAAUUAAAAGAUUGCAAAUAAAAGGGAAAGAGCGGAUGAAAAUAUACUUUUGGGAGGAUCUUGUUUUGUUUUUAGCUAAACAAUCUAGAGACCUUGACACUCCUACCAUCAAGAAACCUUUUCGGUCGCCACAGAAAAUACCAGUGAAGUCUGUUUUCAACUCUGAUUGUGGCGUACCUCAAAGAUCUAUCCUCGGCCCACUAAGUUUUUCAUUAAUAUAAACCAUCACUCAGCCAGAUCCUUCAGGACAUGGAGUCUCUUUACACUCGUAUGCAGAUGACACGCAGAUGAAUAUUGUUAAACAGUGAAGCUGACUUUGUGAUUUAGUUUGCAGUUAUUUUUGAAGCUCAUACCCGGGUUUUAAUGUCAGGUUGUUCUGAGAUUUUGAGGUAGAAAACUCCUGGACUAGAUCUCAACAUUAAAGUUUUGACUUGUUUGCCUAAAACAAAGAAUAAAAAAUGCAAAGUUUAAUUGUUUCAGAUGAAUUUUCAAAGUAAAAAAUCUCCAAACCCAGAAAAACUGACCGUCCGGCUGCUGGAGGACAGAUAAGAGAAAAGAGGAGCUAAUAAAAAUGUUAAUAUGCCAACAAACUUAAAGUAUAGCUGUGUUUUCAGAGCUUUAUGUACACAGGAUGUGUGUGUGUGUGUGUGUGUGUGUGUAACCUGCUGUUUCCUCUGGAGAAGAUAGUACGGGGAAAUGUUUCCGCUUUUUCUUUCCCUCCAUCUGACAGAGCCAGACUGUCUCAAAGCGCUGGAACAGUCUGUGCUUAUUUUUCUCCUUUUAUGGUAAUUAUAAACUCUGUGUGUGUGUGUGUGUGUGUGUGUGUGUGUGUGUGUGUGUGUGUGUGUGUGUGUGUGUGUGUGUGUGUGUGUGUGUGUGUGUUUAAGGUCCGGGCGGCAGAUGGAGACCCCAGAGGUCUGUUAUGGGUUCUGGAUGAGGAGAUGGUGACACCAGCCUCCAGUGAGAACAGCGCCUUGGAGAGAGUCUGCCAGUAUUACAGCAACACUGGUACCAGACCUGCCACACACACACUCACACGUUUAGAGUCACUUCUAGUGUGUUUAGCCCACUGUGUUGAUGAUCCUGUGAAUCCUCCUGCAGUGCGUCAGUGCGAGCAGCCGCUGCAGUGCGAGCUGAACCACCUCAUGGGCUGCGACCCGGUCCGCUACGACAUGACGGGCUGGUUCGGUCUGAUGCAGAACAACCCGUCUGCUCUGAAUGCCAUCUGUGUCCUCCAGAACUCCACCAUGUGAGUCCGCUGACAGGCCGGUACACGGAGAUGCUGAGUCUGAGUAAACGUCUAAUAAUAGUCUGCUGCUGCUCUCUGAUUGGUCAAAAGAGUUCAACCAGAAAAAACUGGACUACAAGUUAAAUGACUGAAUGAAUGAAUGAAUUUAUUUUGGUGUAAUAUGACUGAAAGGGUGUAGGCAGAAGCAAUGCUUAUAAAGACCUACCCUUAUACCAUACAUCGAUUACAUUAUAGAGAUACACUCUCUGGUAUCACUUUAUAAUAACCAUAACUUAUGAAUGGUAAAUAGAUUAUUUAUAAAGAUUAUAGACCAUUAAUAAAUUGUGAAUUUUACAAGUUUAAAAACCAAACCCUAACUUCAACUUUACAAUAAUCAUCUAAGUAAUGUUUAUAGAUGGUUCAAAAACCAAAUAUUAACUAUUUACACAGUGCUACUGACACACAUUUUAAUCUAGAUGUUUUACAACCAAUAUUUAAACCCUAUAUAAACCUUUAAUAAAUAGUCCAUUAAUAAUUAAUGAAAAUUAUUAAUCAUAAUUUCAUUGCUUGUUAAUGCUAAAGUAACUAUUAACUUACAUUAGUAAACUAUCUAUUUACCAUUUAUAAAUUAUGGUUAUUGUAAAGUGUUACCCACUCUCUUUAUACAAAUAUCAACACUUCAAUAAAUAUUUACUCUUCAAAUCCGAUAGAGUAAUGCACAUGCUUUACACUUUCUCUUAAAGUUUAUCUGAGUACUACAUUUCCUCCUUUCUACCGGACAGUCGUUCCAUAUUUUCACCCCUUUUACAGACACACAAACAUUUUUGACAUUUAUUUUUUGCUUUCGGUUUCUGAAAUAAUCCACAGCCUCUUAGGUUGUAAUUAGAGUCCCUCAGUUUAUACAGGCUCUGGACAUGUUGCAGUAAGGCUAGGAUUAUUUAUGAGAAUAAAAUCGUAAAGUAAAUGAAGUCUUAAAGCUGCUUCAUCAGUGGGUGUAUCAGUGGGCCAUUAAGAGAGAUUUUGUGGUUUCUUAAGAAAUAAUCCAACUGAUGAUCAACAUUUGUGAUUCAGAGGGAGACGAGCUCUGACAAGCACCACGUCUGUCUCUGAUGUCGACACAACACUGGCAGCAACCUACACCUGCAGAGGCACCAACACCUUAUGGCAUAGAGAUUCAUACGAUAAACUAAAGCCAUAUGAAAUUAUUGUUAUAAACGGCUGUAUUGAGGGAUUUAGCCUCUGCUCAGCCAUUUCCAGCCAUUUCCCCCUCCUCAAAAACGGCGAUUCCCUACAAGUCCGCCUGGUUCUUUCUGCGGAAAAGAUGUAUUUCUUGCAUAUGUCCUGAUACUUCUGAUGAUGUGAUGCUGAAACGCAAAAUGAUUUAGUACCUCCUUGUUUGUGAAACCUAGCUACUGAAGUUCAAUUCAUCUAAAUGCUCAACAGCUAUUAGCUACGACUUUAUUCUCCUAAGUAAUGAUUUUAUUACUACUUUAUUCUCAUAAGAAAUAAUUUUAUUAUUACUUUAUUCUCGUAAGUAAUUCCGAGGUCUAAAAUUUUUUCUUUUCUUAAUGUGGCCCUAACGCUCCGUCGUAGGGAUGAGUUGAUUCACUGUAAUGCUUAUUGCAGAUGACUCUUACGGCUUGCUUUUGUAGAAGACAUAAUGGGUUUGUAUUUGUUUUGUAAGUAUUUCCCCAAAUCUCAAUGCAAUAAGUCAUGUACGGAGUUAUCAGGGCAUAGUAUAGAGUGGCUAACCCUUUUUGUGAAAAUAAAUGUUUGGCAAUAUACAGAAUGGCGAUAGAUUUUGACAUUUUUGAUUUUAUAUGAUUUAUGUGUGAUUUCCAACUAAGUUUGUUAUCUACUAUGAUCCCAAGGAUUUUGUUCUCAGUUACUACCUCGAUUUCCUUAUUGUCUAUAGUUAGAUUUCUACAUUGAAUUACUUGCUUAUUUCCAAAUAUAAAACAUUUAGUUUUGUCAAGAUGGAGUGACAGUUUAUUCGUGUCAAACCAAGUUUUUAAUGUUUGCAACUCUUUCUCCACCGUGUCCAGAAGCUAUUCCAGAUAAUCAUUACUACAAAAACACAGUUGUGUCAUCACAGAGAGGCCCAAAGUCUGAGGACCACAAACUUCCAGUUUACUGUUAUUGUUGUCUUCUGUCUUCCUCAGAGGGGAGGUGAAGUCCAUGUUUACCCCCAGGAUCUCUCUGCCCCCUCUGUGUCGAGGUCUGGGGGGUCUGGAAGGGGCCAGCCAGCGCUCCCUGCAGAGGAAUGGCACCAUCAGGAAAACCUUCAGCGGGGGGAUGGCGGCCAUGCGCAGACACUCUCAGUGUAUUGCGGUCAAACUCCAGGCGGUAAGUCCAACUGCUCGUGUGUUAUGACCUCAUCAGACCUGCAGAGGGUCAGUCUUUGGAUUCAGGUCAUGUCCCCGCCCCUCAGGACGCUCUGGUGAACCUGAUUCGUCGAGCUCGGCCGGUGUUCCUGCAGUGCGUGAGCGCAAAGAGCGACGGUGGGAGUUUUGAUGUCCCGGCGCUCCGAGUCCAGCUCCAGUCCACUCAGUUCCUGUCGGCCCUGCAGUUCCACCGCACAGGUCAGUCCGCUGUUCACCUGGAACAAAGACGUCAUGUCGGCGCAUUUCCUCCGUCUAUCCAAUCGGCUGUGAUCAGAUUAAAAAAAUUCCAGGGCUUGUUUUAGUUCUUGAACCGAGCAUCGACAGGUACCACGAACAAAAGUCUAAAAAGAGAACAAACACAUAACAAAAGAAAGGAGGUGCAAAUUAAGCUGCUAAAACAGGAGUCCUCCAGGUCUGCAGGGGGCGCUCAAUGACUGUUAGUGUAUAAAGUCUUAAGAAAGAGCAAACACACUGCACAUAACAAAAGAAAGAAGCUGUCGCUACCUGAUCUGUCCCGGACACCCAAUUUGUUACUGCACAUGUGCGAAACGUACGCCACUUCUUCUAAGAUGAGAUAAGAUAAGAUAACAACUUUAUUAAUCCCCGAAGGGAAAUUUAAUAACUACUAAUAUUGAAUAACUAGUUAUUUAUAGUUAUUAUUAUUCAAUUAUUAGUUAUUAUUCAAUAACUGAUAGUAACUACUAUUCAAUAUCUACCAGCCAGCUUGGUGACAGCUCAGCGAUUCUUUGCCCCUCGCUGUUUGUGACAGCUUCGACACUUGUUCGACAGCUUCAGCAUCAGCGAGCUCGCUUCAGUCAGAAUGGAUGCUUUAGUUUAUCACCAGCUUUUCUCUCAAACAGAGUGUUUCCCCCGACUGAAGCAGAGCGCCGGAAAGUCAAGAGAAUGGCACCCAGUUACACGAUUAAAGGUUCCCUACUCCAGCUUAAUUGUAAAAUUGCAGCAUAGCUAUAAAAGGCUUGAAUGAAUGUAAAUAUUUCAGUGUUGAAAUUGUACACUGUAUAAAACGCUGAAGUUCAUUGUCCAUAAUGUGUAGGCUUCUUGCUAAUGAAUUAAAAUUAUAAAAUAAAUGAAAUAAAUCCCCCCUUGAUACUUUAAAAAGUCAAAGAACUAUGAUUUUGACCAGGGUGUGGCGCACUCUGUGGCCUGGGGAGGGUGCACAAUGGGUAGCCACACACCUCCAGAGCAUUCCUCCUUGAUACUUUGAUAAGUCAGAGAACCAUAAUUUUGACCUGGUGGUGACGCUCUCUGUGGCCCAAAAGGUCUCACUGUGCUGGGCAGGAGCUCUGGCGAAUACCUCAGCAUUAGCCCUGGAGCCUUCUGCUAGCUAGCCUGUUACAUCACUAGCUGGUUUCUGAAUUUGAUCGGUAGUUUAAAUAAAGUUUUUAAGGUGAAGUAAAUUUGCUGUUGCACAAUACAGAUUGAGUAGGUAGCAAUAAAGGCAUAUAUAAAAAUAUACUGCUAUACAUUAUGUAUGAAUAUAUAUAUAUAUAUAUAUAUAUAUAUAUAUAUAUAUAUAUAUACAUACAUAUACAUAUAUUUAUUUAUAUUUAUAUAUAUAUACAUACAUAGACAUAUAUAUAUAUUUAUAUUUAUAUGUAUAUAUAUAUAUAUAUAUAUAUAUAUAUAUAUAUAUAUAUAUAUAUGGCAAUACACUGCAAAAAGGAAGGUCUAAAAACAAGAUAAAACCACUAAAUCUGAGGGAAAAGUCACUAAAAACAAGUGAAAUUAUCUGUCCAUGCAACAAGAUAAUUUCACUUGACAAGAUUUCUUGAACUAAGAUUGUAAAAUCUAGAAAUUAGCAUGUCUUUGUCUGUAUUUGGAAGGCUUAAAAUAAGCCAAAAAUGAUGGUUUUAAGAUCAGAUUACUUAAAAUUGAACUUUUACAGCCCUAAAAUAACUAAAAUGUACAAAAUAUAAGCAUUAAUUAUGUAUAAAAUGCUGGUUAUAAGAUCACAGUACUUAACAUUUAACUUUUACAGCCUCAAAAUAAGUGAUUUAAGCUUAAUAUAAGCAACUGCAUAUUUUCUUAAUUUACGUUUAGCAAAUUAAGAUAGAGAUUAGUUAAACAAAAAAUAGAAAUGUAGAGGAAAAAUACCCAGUUUUAGUGAAUGACUAAACUCUGUCUUAAUCCAAGCAGGUUCAUCUUGAAACAAGGCUUGCUUAAUCUUAAAACAAGAUUCCUUUUGAUGAGACUUUGGGAGAGAGAUGGAAUAGAACUUACUUUAAUAGUUAUUUUUCUAAUUUUAAGAUUUCCUACCUAUUUGAGAAAAAAAGAUAAGGUUGUGCUUGAUAUAAGAUUAAAGUGUAAAGUUAAACACUUAAAAUAAGAAAUUAAGUCUUAAAACAAGAGAAAUUAUCGCACUCUUCUAAAUUUUUUUUCUAAAGUUUUUUUGUCUUGGUAAGAAACAAAUCAUUUGCAGUGUAGUAAUGACCAACUGCCAUAAAAUGCACUGAAAUAUGAGGAGAGGAAGUGACAUACGUUUUGCACAUGCACAGUACAAAUCUGAUGUUCGGGAUGGAUCAGGUAGCAACAGGAACUGCAAACUGAGCCACAAAAACAGGAGUCCUCCAGGCCUGCAGGGGGCGCUCAGUGAAUGUCGGUGUCCACAUUUCUUUGGAUUUGAAGGUUUUUAGUUUUCUUUAUUUGCAGCAUAUUACGGACGCUAUAAUCAAUUUAGACUGUUGUACACGCCUCUGAAUUUUCAGCUUGUUUCUUACUGUGGAGAUGGUUCUGGUGCUUGUAGCUCAGAAUUACUACAGACUGUAUAUAGAAUGGAUGCCGUCUGCCUCCUCGCUGGGCAAAGCAACCGCAAGAACAGCACCCUCUGUUGAUGGGCUGCAGUAUAGGUCAUGAAUUGCGCCUCCGCCAGCAAAGCUUAUGGAACUGUGGACAAACUUGAGAAAUUUAUGACACAGAAUAUAAAUUUUUCUCCCCCUGGUUGUGAUGUUGACAUGUAGUUACUGUCAGACUGGUUUGUGCUCAAGUCCUCUUUUUUCUGUGCAGCUCCAUUUUAAAAAGUUAUUAGGGGUUCAUGUUUUCUAUAGAUAGAAUAGAAUAGAAUAGAAUAUUCCUUUAUUGAUCCCCCAUCCCCCACAGCAGCAUCACAGACAAUAAGUGCAAAAAUGCAGUUAUAAAAAUAAAGAUCCUAAUAUUAAGAACUUAAAUUAGUGUAAUAAUUAAGAAAAAAAUUAGGAAAAGGAAUAAGGGAGAAUAUAUAAAACUAUAUACAAUAUACACAAUUUAAAUGCCAGAAAAAAAGUGGUGGUGUGAGUCCAGUUUUAUUACAGUUCGUUGUAAAGUCUUAUUGCAGGAAAGACCUGCGGUAGCGCUCAUUCUUGCAAGGUGGGAGUCUCAGUCUGCUGCUGAAGGAGCUGCUUAAAGCCCCCACAGUCUGGUGCAGUGGGUGAGAGGGAUUGUCCAUGAUGGAUACAAGCUUUGCUAACAUCCUCCUCUCACCCACCUCCUCCAGGGAGUCCAAAGAACAGUCCAGGACAGAACUGGCCCUCCUGACCAGUCUGUUCAGUCUCUUCCUGUCCCUCUCGGUGCUCCCUGCCCCCCAGCAGACCACCGCAUAGAAAAGUGCAGAUGCUACCACAGAGUCAUAGAAGGUCCUGAGCAGAGUCCUGCACACUCCAAAGGACCUCAGUUUCCAAAGGACCUCAGUUUCCUCAGCAGGUGGAGACGACUUUGGGCCUUCUUGUACAGGACGUCUGUUUUGGUUGACCAGUCCAGUUUAUUGUUGAGGUGGACACCCAGGCAGUGUUGUUUUCGUCAGGCAGGACGAAAACUUAAAUGACGACGUCAGACCCCUUUUUUCCUUGACGAAAAUGAGACUAAGACGAACGUCACCAAAGCUCUGUAAAGACUAAAAUGUGACGAAAAUUGUAUUGAUUUUCGUCAGACGAGACUAAAUUGUUUUUUUGUCCGAACAGUCACGCCCCCAUCACACACGCACCAAAAGCCUCGCUCGCGCACAGCUGCGCGCACACACUCAUACACAUGCACAGAGCAGCAGGUGGACGAGGCGCACACACACACACACACACACACCGUGGUGGCAGGCACAGCAGCGGUGCUCGGUGGCCGAAAAAAGAGGGAUGAUUUUGGUCCUACUUCAGAUACAGUCCAAGUGACAAUAAAACACAAUGUCUUGUACGGGGACGGGGAGACAGACGACAGUUGUGGAGCCACAGCUUCCUCAUGCUGCGGCUUCAUACUGUCGGGAAAGAACACCACGAACUUCAAAACGCACCUUUUCGUCGACUAAAACUAGACUAAAACCUUUUGAGUUUUCGUCGGACUAAAACUAGACGAAAACUAUCAAGGAUAGAAAUGACUAAAAUGGGACUAAAACAAGGAAGCAUUUCGUCAAAAUGACUAAGACUAAAACUAAAUCUGAAAUGCCUGCCAAAAACAACAAUGCACCCAGGAAUCUGUAGGACUCCACCAUCUCAAUGUCCAGACCCUGGAUGUUCACUGGAACAGCCUGAGGUGUCCUCCUCCUGCGGAAAUCCACAACCAUCUCCUUUGUCUUACUGGCAUUUAGCUGGAGGUGGUUUGUGCCACACCAGUUGACAAAGUCAGUGAUGACAGUCCUGUAUUCCCGCUCAUCCCCUGACGAUACACAUCUGUCGAUGGCUGUGUCUUCAGAGAACUUCUGGAGGUGACAGCUCCCAGAGUUGUAGCUGAAGUCCGAGGUGUACAGGGUGAAGAGGAAGGGGGAGAGCACUGUUCCCUGUGGAGCCCCCGUGCUGCAGACCACCAUGUCCGACACACAGUUCUGAAGCCUCACAAACUGUGGUCUGUCGGUGAGGUAGACCACGGUCCAUGCAGCUAGGUGACAGCCCACUCCCGCCCUCUCGAGCUUCCCCCUGAGCAGUGAAGGCUGGAUGGUGUUGAAAGCACUGGAGAAGUCAAAAAACAUGACCCUCACAGUGCUGCCGGUGUUCUUCAAGUGGGCCAUGGACCUCUGCAGCAGGUAGAUGACUGCAUCGUCCACCCCGAUGUUUGGCUGGUACGCAAACUGCAGAGGAUCCAGAUGAGAGCUCACCAGGGGGCGGAGGUUCCUCAGCAUGAGCCUCUCCAGAGUCUUCAUCAGGUGAGAAGUGAGGGCCACAGGUCUGAAGUGGUUGGGCUCCCUGGGGUGGGCUGUCUUGGGGACAGGAAUCACGCAGGAAGUCUUCCACAGUGUUGGGACCCUCUCCAGACUCAGGCUCAAGCUGAAGAUGUGCAGUAGCACCUCACAGAGCUGGUCUGCACAGUCCUUCAGGAGUCUGGAGCUGAUGCCGUCAGGACCUGUGGCCUUCCUUGGCUUCAUCUUCCUCAGCUCACUUCUCACCUGGUCAGCUGUUAUGGAGAGGCUGGGGGUGGUGCUAGAGGGGGUGGUGGAGGAUGAGUGGAGGGGGGUUGAUGAUGCCGGUGCCAUGGGACUGAGGUGGUGUGAAGAAGAAGCAGACAGGUUGUUGGUUUGAUGAGUUGGGGGAGGAGUGGGAGCAGAGUCAAAUCUACUGAAGAACAGAUUCAGCUCGUUGGCCCACUCCCUGUCUUCAGGUCCCCUCUCGUGGCCCCUGCUAUGACCUGAGAUGGAUUUCAGGCCUCUCCAGACCUCCCUCGCAUUGUUCUGUUGAAGAAGGUUUUCCAUCUUGGUCUUGUAGCUGGCCUUCCCCUCUCUGAUCUUCUUCAGCUCCUUCUGCACCCUCCUCAGCUCCUUCUUGUCCCCAGAUUUAAAGACCCUCCUCUUCUCCUUCAGUAGGACUUUAAGUUCCGGGGUCACCCAAGGUUUGCUGUUGGAGAAACACUGUACUUUCCUGGUGGGUACGGUGUUCUCAACAAAAAAGUUUAUGUAGAUUGACACUUAAUACAGCCUGUGGGCGUACGGAAAUUAUGUAGCUGUUUGGGCGGAGCAUCAUCACAGCAACUCUCGGCGACUCUCCUGCCAAAUGUGAACAAUGCCGCCGCACAUGUGGUGGUUCCAGGAAGUGGAGAUAAUCCUGGAAAUACAGAGAGCAAUUCAGCUUCGAAUUCAUAUAAUGACGGAAGACGGAACCAAGUUGUCCAUAGUAUAUACAGUCUAUGAGAAUUACAGUUGAUAUGACGGUUAAUCCUCCUGUUACUUUGGUAUCCUGAGAUCCUGCACAGGUGAAUUUAAAAGCAGUAUGUUUGUGUCUUCUUUGCUUUUGCCUCUUAAUCUCAGAUAAACUCGUGUACUCUUUAGCUAACUCGGUUUCCUGCCAGCGUCUCCUCUGCUGCAGAAUCUCAUUUGCAUCCUUUUUACAAACUUUUAACUCAAACUUAAGAGCUCAGUUUGCAAAAAGAGUUGAGGUAAUUUUGCUGUCUUCUUCUCUUCUUCAGGGUAUCCGGAGCACAUGACUCUGAGUGACUUCAGGUGUCAUUUCCAGGCUUUGUGUCCUCCCAUAAUGAAACGUUACGCCUCCAUGUUUGUCAGCCACGAUGAGAGAAAGGUCAGCAGCUCUUCCUUUCCUCCUUACUCCAUGUUUCUGAUGUUCAGCUCAGAAUUAAUCAUCUCCUUUCCUCUGUUUGGCUCAGGCAGUGGAGGAGCUUCUGGUGGAGCUGGAUCUGGAUAAGAAGAGCAUCGUCGUGGGAGCCAGCAGGGUGAGAUCAUGUUUGAAAUCCUCCGAUCAAACGAACGAUCACGAAUCCUGCAGCAGCGGUGUGUCAUGGAUGUUCUCCCGCUGUGUCUCAGGUGUUCAUGAAGCGAGGCGUGCUUCGAUUCCUGGAGCAGCAGAGGGAUCAGCAGGUCACCGGCUGGUUGGUCCACCUUCAAGCGGCCUGUCUGGGACACCUGGCCCGUCAAAUGUACAGGAAACUCAAGGUUAGACUCUCUCAUGAGAAAAUUAAGAUCUAUAGCUGAGACUCUCCUCACACGUUUCGUGUGUGUGUGUGUGUGUGUGUGUGUGUGUGUGUGUGUGUGUGAGCAGGUGCAGCAGAUGGCGGUCAGGUGUCUGCAGAGGAACAUUCGGGCAAUGAGAGUUGCAGCGAGGUGGAGCUGGUGGAAACUUUUCAGCAAGGUGCGUCCUCAGCUCAACGUCAACAUGGACAACGAGCGGUUGAGGGCUAAAGAGGUACACACACACACACACACACACACACACCCUCGCACACACUGUGUCACUACCCUCAUAGAUUUAAUCUCCCAUCAGCGAACUUAAGUUCACGGUUCCCAAAAAUGAACUAAUUUAGUUCUUUUUCUCCGAUACUUUGGUGUAAGCUAUUAUUUGUCAAGAUUUUUAACAGAGCCCAUAUAGAACCACAGACAGCGAUUAUUUUAGCUGUUUUAACACUGAAACUACGUCUGAUUAAUCUUCAUAUCCAUUUUUGAAUCCUAAUCCAACCAGGUUUACAAUAACAGCCGUCAGAAUACCGGCGUUUCCCUGUUUAGUUCAGUCCUCACUAGUAGGAACGUUCAUCUCUAGAGUAUAUUUUCAUAAACAUGAGGAAAACCUGCUGCUUGAAUGGUUUAAAGACUCUUUAUUAGGAUUACAACAACAGGACUGUAGUCCUUAAGUUUUAUUUUCAUUUCUAUUCUUUCCCAAACUGACCUGGAAACAAUUCACAUCAAAUUCCAUUUCAGUCAUACUAAAAAGGAACCAGAACAAAUACUGGAAAUAAUAACAAUUUACAAUAAUGAUAUGAUAUUGUGACAUGAUAUGAUAUGUAUUAUAUCCGUUUAAGGUUUGCUAAAGACGUCGUCGAUGUUCGGACUUGCUUCGGUUUGAUUGUUACCGUCUGUGUCUGGCACUGACUUUUACAUCAAACUCUUUUAAAUGCUCAGACGAGUCUGUGUGCUCCGGACAGCUAGUGCUACCUCCCUCGUUCACCGCUACUGAAGUAGUGUUGUGUCGUUCAUAAACGUUUAGUUCAAAAGAAUAGAACUGCUGAGUGAACGACGUGAAUUGAAUCACUCUGAGACCUGAUUCGUUCCUUUCUCAGUUCAGUUGAGCUCAGCCGUGAGCCUGGUGUGUCGGUCAGGAGUGGAACUGCUGCCUUUGACAACACACAGCCAGCCAGCGGGCGGAGUCUUGUGAUUUGCUCACAGCGAAUGAACGAUAUGCAUCAGCCAGUCAGUGAACGAAACGUCUGUGAACAACAUGUUUCAGUCUGUGAACAAAAUGUUGAACAAAACGAACUUCCGAACGACUUGAGACAGGCAGAGGAGGGAGGGGUGUAGCGUCGUUCACUUAGUGCUGCGCAGCGGUUCAUUCACUGAGGCUAAGAUGAAACAGGUCAUUAUAGUGUCUUUACAUUAAUACACGCGUAUAAACUUUCCUGUAAGAAGGAUUUAAUUCCAGCCGAUUAAAAGAAAUACAAUAUUUCUUUAAAAGUAUCCAAAUCCCUGCUACAGAUGCAAUGUUUAUUUUUAAUCUCUCCACUUUUCUGCCAUAUAAAAGAUCAAUGACUCGUUUAGCAGGCAUGCUGCUCACUACUUUGUUGUUUCCGCUGACAGUGAUACACAGAGAGGUGAGUUUUUCAGAGCAAGGGAGUGAUUCUUCAUGUAUCACCCAGUGGAUGAUGCAGUGACUUCAGCAGCAGGGGAGGGGAGGGGCUUGUUCAAUGAACGAACUCACCGCUGUGUCACUCACUUGUGUACUGCGACGGUAGGACAGGGCUCCAAAGCACUGACUGAUUCAGUGAACGAAUCUUUUGAAUGAAUCGUUUUAAUGAACGGAUUCUAAAGAUUCAGUACAGUCAAAUAAACUGUUCUUCCCAUCAUGUACACUGAAGUUGUGACGACUGACGUAUUUAUUGGAGCGACAGACAGGCUGCUUGUGGUUGCCAGAUUGGUUGGCUUUCCGCUAAAUAUGAAGGCCUGUUUACGGUGUGUUUUAGCUGGUGUUUCGCCUGGAAGACUCUGGACAUCUGGCACACUUAUGAACGGAGUUUAGAACGCCACUCACAGACGCCAGAACGAGCACAUUCAAGAUCAAUGCGUUCAUACACAAAUAAAGCAAGAUACGUUCACGUUCGCCCCAAAUAUGAAUGAGUUCAUGAACAAUGGUUCAUUGAGCGUGUUCAAGCACAACACACACACACACACACACACACACACACACACACACACACACACACACACACACACACACACACGCACACACACACACACACAGUUUGAAACUUUCAUUUAAGAUAAAGUUUAACAUCUAUGAUUUCCAAUUCUUCGUUGCAAGUGGUGAUUCCCACUCCAGAGACCCAGUCAUGUGACUAACCUGUUGGAGAUUCACUUCAUUAGUUUGGGAGAUGUUCCUCCAACCCUUUGACAGGUUUCCCUUGGUCAGCCUCAGGUGGACUGACGCCAUGAAAAAAUAGCGGAUCAGAAAAUAAACGAUCCCACUAAGAGUUCAUAAAACAGACGCCUCAGUCGCCACUCUUUCUCUUCCUGUCAGGAUGAACUAUCGGCUCUGAGACGACGCCUGGAGAAAUCGGAGAAGGAGAGGAACGAGCUGAGGCAGACUGCAGACGGCCUGGAGACCAAGGUUUGUCCUACAGCACACACACACACACACACACACACACACACACACACACACACACACACACACACACACACACACAAAAGGCUCAUGCUGUUGUUCUUCUGUGUAGGUUACAGCUGUGACGUCAGAGCUGAGUGAUGAGCGUUUCCGUGGCGACGCCGUGGGUCAGGCUCUGGAUGUAGAGAGGGCCGAGAGACUACGACUCAGCAGGGAGAACAAAGACCUGCAGGUAGUCCGAUUUGGGGGGGGGGGGGGGGUAGUAAAAGUAAUAAGUGUCGUUUAGCCUCCAGGAACUGUAAAACUGUAAACUGGGAUUAAAUCUGUGAAACAGGAAAUCAGUUUGGACCAGGUAGUCCAGGUGGUCCAGGUAGUCCAGGUGGUCCGGUUCUGGUUUUUAUCUAGUGAAACUUCAAGUUUGUUUUGUUCACACUUCAGAGUAAGAUUGAGGAAACUGUUUCAGGAUUAUUCUGAUCCCAGAGGAGGGCUGGAUUACAGGUUCAGGUUCAGAUUCUUUAAUUUGUACUUGUCGGUAGAUUUGUUUUUCUUUGAGCUGAUGAAGUUUCAGAACAAACAGAAUAAAAAAAACAUUAAAACAAACAACGGUUCAAUAAAGACUUUCUUCAGCUUAUUUAAGCAGAAUUUAAAUCUGAGAGAAUAAAAUCAGUAAAUCAGGCACAAAGAUAAUUAUCAACUAGAUUAACAAAAAUUAUACACAACCUCUGGAAUAAACCAAAAUAAAAUAAAAACCUGGUUAAAAAUGACCUGGAUUCAUUUCAGGAACAGGUCUUCCAGAUCCAUUUGAAAAGAAAUUGACCCUCCUCCUGUGUUGGGGUCUGCACCGACCCGUUUAAAUGAACGUUUAAAUUGCUUUUUUGCAUCAAGACUUUUUGACUUUGUCAGGAAACUCAAUUUCAACAAAAUAAAAAUAAAAAAUUAAAUUGACUAAAUUAUAAAAUGUUCUUAUUAAAAUUAUGGCACUUGUUGUGUUAGGGUCGCUGUCGACCUGGUUAUAUUAAUAUCAUUUUCAUGGAUAAUGAAGCCUAACAAGGUAACCUAGAGAUGAGAACCAAAUUGGAUGAUAAAGAAUCGUUUUAGUGUAAUUUACAUCAGAUUUAAGACAUGGGUCAAAACUGACCAUUAACAUGGUGAGUGCCUAGUAAAAGCUAACACAGGAGGAAUGUUAAUAGUUUCUAAUCUAUCUGAUGUAGAUAUGGACAAAUCUAGAAUCCAAGAUCAAUGUCACACCAGCUUUGUGGAGGUCCAAACUUGAGUUUAUAAUCUGAGACAAAGUUUAUGCUCCACUUUCAUUUUCGGUUGUUGUUUUAAUUCUCUUUCCUCGAACCUCAGGCUCGUCUGGAUCAGUGUAAGGUCAGCACAGAAACUCUGGAGAAGCAGCUGGAGGAGGAGAAGCAGAGAGUCCAGAUCCUGGAGGGUCAGAGAGGAGCAGGGACAGGUAAUCCUCAGACUACUCUGUGUUUGUGCAGCAGGUGUCACAAAUGUUGGUGUUUUAUUCCUGAAAAUGUCAAGUUUUAGUAAAAGUCUGUGAUGGCGCUCAGCUGAAUAAACACAUUCAAAACUGACAGAAACUGUCAACAUUUGCUCGUUUCAGCCUCGUAAAUGUCAGGAUUCGGUUCUUUGGCAUUUUCAGUGGAAACUCUGAAAUCUGAAAACAUUAAUUUGGCUGAGGAAAAAAAGAAACUGAGGGGAAAAAAACAUGUUUCUGAGGAUGAAAGGUUGUUUUUCUGGCUGAUAGAUCCUCCUGAAAGGAAUAAGAGUUUGAUCUUCCCAUGAGACAUAAGUGAAUUGUUUCAGCAUUUAAAAGGUGAUUCUGUCAUUUUUUUAAAGUCCCCUUCAUGACUUUAUUUGAAUUUAAGACCUCAGAGUUUAGACAAAGGAUCCAGGAGGUCCCCAGUCCAGGUUUUAAGUGACCCUCCCCGUCACCUCAGACAAAGUCACGUCCCUCUCCCUGCUCCUUACACAGACAGCGAGCUGGCCAUGCAGCUGGAGUGCUGCCAGACGGAGGUGGAGUUUGUCCGCCGACGACUGAAGCAGACGGAAGAAAAACUGGAGACGGAGAGACAGACGCGACAACAGCUCGAUGCCAAGGUGAGACAGGACGCCGUGACGUGCACCGCCACGCUGAUGGGCGAUUAAAUCUAUGAGGGUAAUGACACAGUGUGUGUGUGUGUAUGUGUGUGUGUGUGUGUGUGUGUGUGGGGGGGGGGGGGUUAGGUGGCGUCUCUGCAGGCCCAGCUGGAGCAGUCCCGGCGGAGCGCAACAGAGCUUAAACGUCACUGCCGCCGAGUGACCUCCGACCUCCAGGAUGCCCGAGUGCUCACUGACAGCUUGCAGAGCCGCAUGCAUGAGCUGGACCGCAAACAGAGACGGUUUGUGUUUUCAUGUUUACUCUUCCGACUGGUGACUUAUUUCACUCUUUAUAUCAGGUCUGUUAAAACUUAAUCUGCUGCUUAUAAAAUACGGAGUUUAAACAACAUCGAGGUUCGAAAACUGACUGUUUCUCAAAGUUCCUACCAGCCGUACAGACAGAAAAAGACCAUUUCAUUCAGAAGAAGAAGAUUUUUCAAACCAGAAACAAUAUUUUACAAAAUCGCCAAACUCCUCUGACAGAAACAGGAACUUUAUCUUUAAGUUUAUUUGCUGCGUCACAGUAAAAGCACAAAAACAGAUUGACAUCUCUCUACUCUAUCAGGAUAAUCAAUCAUAGUGCCAGUGUAGGCAGGCUACAAAGUCAAGCUCAGUUAGCUUCUAUACAUCCAACUGACUAAUACAAAAAAGGCUUUUGUUUAUGUAAAGGUGAGGUAGGCAGUCAAUAGCUAUUAGUUAUUGAUGACGUUUGGUAAUAUCACUGUGUUCUCUUAUUUCUGUGUAGUCAACCGUUCUCCGCCUCCCCCAUCCUGAUUGGUUGUGAGGCGGACGCUGCUUCCUCAUGUUGUGAGGCAUGCUCCGCAUCCUUGAAUAACGUUCAUGACAUGGUUCACGAGCCCAAACAAAGUUAGCGUGCUACAAUAUCAGACAGAAGAAACCAACCAGAAAGUUCAGAAAAUUGUCUGAAUCCUCCUUUGGCCACGACUGCCAACACAUGCAAGAAAACGAAGUAAAUACCGGAGACUCUGGAGGAAUAACGGGCAUUUAAAACAGAGGUAGACCGGACAAGAGCUAAUAAGCCGGGUCAACAUCAGCAUGAAUGUUUCAGGGACGCUUCGGGAUCUUGGUGACCCUGUAACCUUUCUGCUGGACAGGUAAACCGCUUUAACAAAGUAAGCCAAGUGUCUGUAACAGAAGUGUUUCUUGUCAAACAGGACCUGCUGCGUGUUGUAGUGCCGCUAAACUGUUGACCUCUGGUCCUGGACUAUGUCACUUUAUCCUAGUUGUAGAAGUCCUGCGAACAUUGUGUUGCUGGUAGUCUGUUGGCAUCUACAGUAGAACCAAUGCUUUUUACUUUCACAUUGACUGGGCCCCAUUUGUAAUUAUCUGAAGUAUUUAUCUGCAUUAUAUCUGAGUUUAAUCGGAAAGAUACGAGCGAGCAGGAGUGUCUGUUUGUGGGCGGGACUUGCUGGAGCAGAGAGGGAGAGAGGAGGAGCUGAGGGGAAAACUGGACCUUCCUGACACUUCCAUAGAUCCUGACUACCCCACCUUUAACAGGCAGUUUUUUUUUUUGUCAGCUCUGAUUGGCUCUAAAAGAACCGCCUAAACAUCUAAGUCACAUAAAACAACCUGAGAGUGGAGGCAUGGGUAGACCAGCUCCUGUACGCUGUGGGGCAGACGACUGAUUUUCUCCUGGAGUUUGGCGUCUUUGUAGAGAGAGAUGAAUUGGCUGUUUCUGGUUGAAAACAAACAUCUUUCUCUUUUUAUGAAUAAAGUUUUUAUCAGUGAAGUUUCAGACAAUCAGAGUUAAAAAGGAUGGUGUCUGAGGAGGAUUAACACCAAAACUUUCAGCAUCUGUGAAUCAUUUAAAAAGAAAGUUAAUGAAUAUCUGACUCAAAUCUGUGUUUUGUUGCGACUCAUUAAUUACUACAAAAAUAACAUCAGCCAAAUGAAAGAGCGAGUUAUCGACUUCAGAAAGAGGAAAUACGCUGCGUCACAAAGUCUCAUUAAAAAUCAGCAGCAUAAAAUUGUUUCCGUCCUCAAAUAUCUGGAGGUACAAAUUGAUAUGAAAUUAAACUUUCCAAAUGGCAUUAACGCUGUGAUUAAAAAUGAAAAACAGAGGAAAACUCUUGAAGUCCUCUGAGGUCAGCUGGAAGAUCCUGAAUGUUUUCCAUCAGAUUGGGCUAACGUCAUUACCGCCCCGGAUAGAAACAGGAUUAAUGAGUGUAUUCGAAGGCUGCAGCUGUAAUUGGUUUGACUUUUAGAGAAGAGUUCAAAGGAGAGAAGGAGCAGGAGGUUUGGAGUGAAGGUCGUCUCCAGGAUGGUGUGUGCAGGUCUGGAUAACAGACGAUAUUACCUGUGAAACAUUUUAAUGACGGGACACUCUUUAUUCUUUCUUUAUUCUUAAUUCAGAGCCCCAUUAGCUCCUGCUGCCGCGGUCACUGAUCUUCCUGGGGUCCACAUAAAACAUAAAACAUUACAACAUAAACAACAUACUAUUCAAACAAACAACUGACACACGUCAGGUCAGUCUAAAUCUAAAUGACACAAAACAAUGAUGAGAAAUUAAAAUAGGGUGAAUUACAUGAAUAGGUUGUGCAUCAUGUACAGAAUAUUUAUGUAUCAAUCAACUAUUAAUUAUUCCAGUUGUGUGACCUCCAUCAGUAGUAUAAUAGCUUAUAGCUUUUUUUGAAUAAGUACUUGCUUUUAAUUUGUUUAGUAUUUGCAGAUAAAGAGUUCCAUUUUUGGGUGGCUCUAUGAAUAACAGAUUUCUUGAGUAUGUCUGAAUUUGGUUUUGGAAGACCCAAACACCCUGAACUUACCAUUCUGGUUUGAUGAUUAUGCUUCCGACCUGCAUUGAGUAGUUGAUCUCUGAAGAGGUCUGGCUUCCCCUCAAUGAUUGCAUUUCUAGAAAACUGAACAAGACUAGAGGUUAACUUAGCCUCAACAGUUAACCAUGCCAAACGUUGGGGCAUCCAUAACACAUUUGUUCUAAAAGAGCAGUUAAGUGCUAAUCUAGCUGCUUUAUCUUGUGCCAGCUGGAGUUUCCUUAUCUCCGUUUUGGCCACAGAGGACCACACAACCAUAUAGUACUCCAUAUGGAAGAGAACUAAUGCCUCUGUUACUGCCUUUCUUAUUGAUUCUGUAACGUAGGGAGAACAUCUACGAAACCUCUGAGAGGUUUCUGCUCUUGGUCAUGUGACGUAGAGCUUAGAGGGAUGAACUACGGAAAUCUAUGAACAGGAAACUGACAGUUGAUCUGCUAAAGGAAACAGUUAUUUUCCUGUUCACAAACAAUAAACUUAUGCUAAAAAAUGAUUUUUUAUUAUUACUCUGAUUUAUUAGAAAAAACAGCAGACAUAAACAUGGCUUAGAUUGAUAUAAUUAGGAUAAUAAAAUGAUAAUAAAACUAUAUAAACAGUUUAAAAAUGCUGCAAAGACCUUGGAUAGAUAUUAUAAAGUUACAAAGAUGGUUUAUAAUCCUAUAUUACAUGCUAAUUGCUACAUAAAAGGUUAUAGAGCAUUUGUAUUUGGAUGGGUAGUUUAAGGUGGCAGUUCAGGUCUAAACUCCCUUUAAACGAUUGAUCUACAGUAUACUGUAUAAAGCAAACACUGAUACUGAUGAAAUGGUUAUUUUUAGGUUCAAACUAGGGCUGCACAAUUUUGGCCAAAAAUAAAAUCCUUUUUUUUCUUCUCUGAAAACUCAACUUUCCAUUUUGAUUUUUUAUCCAGUGACAAUUUCACCAAACUUCACUUUAAUAAAAAGUUUUUCUAUCCUCUCUCAAAACCAAACCACUGAAAACAAUGUAGUGCAUAUGCCAAGCCAGUAAGUGGCGCUGUAAAACUGCACAGGAAAUGCACAAAAGACAGAAGAAGAGUACAGAUCAUGUGUAGAAUAAGGGUGUGGAAAAUAAUCUUAAUUAAUCGAUGCAUCGAUGCGCAUGUGCGCGAUGCAACUGCGUCGGCUCAUUCACUGGGUAUCGAUGCAAUUGACGGGUUAAAUCUAGAUUCAUCUAGAUGGUGGGUAUCGGUAAAAUCCGAUGCAAGCACCGUUUUAUUCAUGUUAAACUUCACCCCAUCUGCUGUCCCCCAGGCGCAUUGAAUGCACCAUCAUUAUUUCACGUUUUGUAUUGAAUACGGACGGAAGCCGUGAGGGACAUACAAUGCACUACUAGUAAAACAGCAUGGACCGCAUUCAAGUGAGCAGCAGCGAGGAACAGUUUAUAUGUAAUGCACCCGCUACGUUUAAAUCAUAUGUUUGGAAACACUACGGAUUUGCAAAGAAAGACGAAAAGCUCGACAAAACGUCCGUCAUUUGCAAAGAAUGCCGCGUUAAGAAGCCGUACAACGGCAGCACGACAAACAUGCAGACCCACUUAAAAAGAGUACACCACAUCACCGACAAGUCUAACGCCACCUCCCCUCCCUUAACAUUGAUUGCACUGUUGAAAGUGUCACUUUAGGUUACUCAUUGAGAGUGUUUUGUUGUUGCUGUUUACUGUACUUUUUACAGAAGUAAUUAUUGUGUAAUUGUUUUACUCUUUUAUUAUUGCAGAACUCACUCAAAUCACUGAUUUUGUGGCCAGUUAGAAAGUCAACUCUAGCACAUUGGUUUGGCAGACAGUAGUAUGGCCAUUGAAUGGUUUAUUUGCACCAUGUUAGGCAGUGCAUUAGUUGUUUAAUAAUGUGUACUGUAAUAUUACCCAACAAGUAAAGAGCACUUGUGUGAUGUAGGGUUGGGAUUGGAAUCCUUUUUUUUUUUUUUUUUAUUGUAUUUUAUUGAUUCAGAUUCCUUAACAGUUGCAGGAGGUCUGUCUAAUCUGUGUAACUGUACAAAAUGGAACCCAAAGAAGCAUAGAAAAAAGACAAACAGCACUUUUGUUGAAUUAACUGCCAAGUGCCUUUAAGGAAUAAAGCCAAAUCCUUUUUGUAGUACCAUACUGAAUUCCAUCUUUUAUUUUUAUUUCUUUUUUUUCUUUGCUUAUUUGCAUCAUGUUGAAUUGCAUCAUAUCGCAACAAAUUGCAUCAUAUCGUAUCGGAUCGCAUUGAUUUGAACUAAAUGAUUAUCGUAUCGUAUCGCAUCAUGAAGAGGGUGAAUCGUAUUGCAUCGUAUCGCCAGAAAAUUCCAUGUAUCGUUAAAGUAUCGUAUCGCUGGCAGUGCAUCGAGAUGCGUAUCGAAUCGUCCUCAGUGCUGAGAUUCACACCCCUAGUGUAGAAAGGUUGUUUUGGCCGAAACGCACCGGCGCCAUAAAAGAGUUACGCUGUGUGUCACAUGAUCGUUUUCAGAGAUGCAGAUAGACAUCCACACGGAGAUGAAAUGGUAGUUGUUUACGGAUUUAUGCGCUCUCUGACCCGUUUUCAAAAAGUAACAUUUACAGUCACCUGAAACGCAGUUUCCGUGUGGAUGAAACACAGAUACAACAAAACAACUUAAGCAUUUCCUCCUGAAUUUGUUUCCGUGUGGACGGGUUGAUAGCGCUUUCAGACAGACUUUACAGCGGGGAGUGGUUUGUUGAAACUGUGAAGCCGUACCAAUUCGACAAAACUGACUUACUCUUGUCCUAUUUAACCACAAAAUUAUCGCCAUCUUUUGAAAACGCCAUGUUUGUUUACAUUGGUGUGUGUGGGAACUGGGGAGCACCAACGGUGGCCUGGAGGCGCGAGACAUGAUAGAGAGGAAAAUCGAUUUGAGGAUUUUUUUUUAACAUCGUUAUAAUAAAUAAACCGAUUACGAUUUAAAAUUGAUUAAUCGUGCAGCCCUAGAUCAAACCCGUCCAUUUAUUACCUAAUAAACUGUUUUCUGUUAAAAAUAUAUUAUAACUAAGUCCUAACUAAGGUUUAUUAUACUUUACUAAUGAAUCAUAAUCAUAAACUGUUGUUACAGCCUGGUAUCCAUUACACCGCUGAGUCAUGAUAAAAUCUUUUUGCAUAUUUUAGCUGACUUUUCUACCUCCUUAAAGUAAACUUUAUUGUAGAAGCCAAAAUAUAUUUGUUUAGGAUAUGAUCUAUAGGUACGUCACUUCCGGGAUCGUCACUGAGGGGUGUGGUUUUGGGAUGUUUGGCGGGUUAUUUAAAUCUCAUCAGUGCAGUCAGACAAUGGUUUUUUGGUAAGCUCUGAUAAUUUCAUCACCAUUUCAUUCAUCCUGUUUUAACGUCAUUUCAGCAUAUCACUUUUUCAUUUGAACGCAACGGUUUUGCAGCUGGAUCAACGUGUUUUCUUUCCUUUUUGGAACAAUAAACCACUUUUUUAACACUCAAACCAGACUGAUAAUUGAAUGAGUCACGGAUGCAAGUGAACCUAAACCCCAGUGGCCUUUGAAAGCAGUCACUACAUUUAUCAUAAGUUUUUUUUUUAUUUUUUUUAAUUGUACAGGGUAAGUAAGUUAAAGUAAGAUUACAGGUACGAACACCUGAAUGUGCCACCAAAUUUCUGUUUCCUUGUUUGCAUUAAAGUCAUAAAAUAUUCUUAUCCUGUUUAGUCGAGUAAAAAACACUUUCCUGUUAUUUCCCCUGUGUGUGUGUGUGUGUGGGCGUGGGUGUGUGUGUGUGUGCAGGUUUGACGGCGAGUUGACUCAGGCUCUGGAGGAAGCCGACAGCGAGAGAGAGCAGAAGGACAAAGCCUGUCAGGAAAACGCCGCUCUGGGUACAGAGAUAUACACUCUGCGCCGCAACCUGCAGGUUCGGAUUUAUCUGUUGACUGAACGUGAACGUUUAUGCAAACGAAGACGACAAACCGACAGACAAACGGUUGAAAACGUCUCACACUGUUCAGCCCUGCAGUGGAAACUUCAGCUAAAGUAUUUCAGAGUUUAAUUUUAAGCUCUGCGCUCAGCUGCAGUUUGGCGAGUUUAAAAAUGUACAAACAGAAUUUUCUCCAAGUCAAUAAUCCGACUCUUACCUUGUUCAUAAAAACUAGGACAAAGACAGUGGUCCAGUUAAAUUGCCUAAUUGAGCUUUAACUGACUACACUGUGCAUAAAAACACACUGAGUGGGAACUUUGGGCAUGGAUCGUAAAAGGUUGUAAAUAAGGAUGCUAAAUUAAAUUAUUCUUCGUGAUAUUUCUCUGGAAUAAUUAACAAACAAUUAGUAAAAACUCAUUUAGAAAAAAUGUAAAAUUUUCCCACAAAAAAGAAACUAAAUGCUUUUUUUUUCUGAAUCAUAAAUUGAGGCAUUUCUCUGUAUUUUUUAAGUUUCAUCACAAUAUAGUGUAGUGGUUUUUUUAUAUCAUUUUUGCAAAGCCUCGUUUUUUUUCUGGUUGUCAAGAAUGCUUUGACUUUUUAGUUUGAACAUAUUCCCAUUUCUACAGACUGUGCCUUUAAGAAAUUUUUAAGAGUUUAAUCUACUCAACAACUGCAACUGGGAUCGAAAAGACUGAAGGUCCACAAGAACUGAAGCUAAACUCCUAUAGGACAGUUAUCUAUUUUAAAAGUGAACUUUCAGACCAGAUCCAUGUUGAUGCCUCUCUGUGAAAUCUAAAAGCAAACAAGAUUUUUUAUUUUUGUGUUGUAAUUUUUGAUGUCUGAAACGGAAACAAAAAGGGGGCAUAGGUGUCAACUGAAAAAACUGUCCUGAAUGACACAUUUGACUGUCAGAAGUCCAUGGGAUCAAACUCAGGCAUGUAGAGGACAAGAUCUUAAAAGACCGCUUUGACCACAGGGGGCACCAAAGUUGACAAAAACAAAAAAGUUCCUCACUGGAGUUUUAAAGAAUUAUCCCGGCGUAAAAUUAAUUAAGGGUCAAACACACCGUAACAUAGAGUUAGACACCCCCUCUAGAGAUCAGUGUUGCCGACCGUUUGCUUCUUUAGUUAUACCGACUUUAGUAACAACCGCAGGAUAGCAAUACACAGCGGUCUGAGGAGCCAUAAACUUUUCAACUUUGACUAAUUUCUUUAGCAAAGAGAUUAAACACAGCUCACCCACUCUCUUCCAGCAGCCGCUUGUUUGUAGCGAGACCUCAGGCCAGUCCAUUACGGACUACAGCAGGGUGACGCAGCUCAAGGAAGAACAUUUAUGAUAAUUCCUUUAUCAUUUCCUUGAAGUAAUAUUAAUCAUUUUUCACCGCAGACGUGGUAGUUCUUCUGCCUUAGCGUCUCGGUCUGAUUGCAUUUCCAUGAAGAAAUGAGCGGCAACAUUCAUCUCUAGAGGGGGUGUCCAACUCGGUGUUACGGUGUGUUUUACCAUAAAUUAAUUUUAUGCCGGAAUAUCUCAAACAGUCAAAGAUCGUUACAUUCACAGCACAGAAAGAAGAUGAAACUAAAAAGUCUAAAAAUCAAACAUUUAAAAUGAUUAAACUGAAGUGAAGUUUCAUAAAGUUUUCUUGUUUUUAUCAUUUCCUUAGUUUUAUUCUUAGUAUGGGCGUUGGGUGAUAUAACAGCUUCUGAAACUUGAACUCUUUCUUUGUUUCCUGUCUGUUUUCUGACUCUCCUCUCCCAUGAGGCCCAACCAUCCAAAGUAUCCUCCGGUCAGAUUAGACUGUUUAACCCCGAGUGGCCCUGGAGACUCUGCAGUAACCCGAGAACAAACCGAGUCAGUCUGAGCUGGAGGAUGACGAGCCGAGUGUAUCAUACAGAUCUGUGUGGGUGUGUGUGUGUACGCAGGAGAGCCAGUCGGAGGUCAGCCGUCUGCAGAAGCAGAAGGAGGAGCUGUGCGCUCAGAUCCGUGACCUCAGCCUGCCCGUCGAUCUCGCCUCCGAGUCGCUGCCUGAUCUCAAGAAGCAGCUCCGCCUCCUGGAGAGUCAGGCCAGCGAGAGGGCGCAGGAAAUCAGCACGCUCACUGCCAGGAUCCAGCAGCAGCAACAGGUGAUCUCAUCCCCACGUUUCUGGACACCUUCAGGUGAACUCUUUCUCUCUCUUUCUGUCUGUCGUCUGUCUCACCUGGUUUCUCCUCCUUGACGCAGAUCCACAUGCGCUUUGAGAUGGAGAUGGAGCGGAUGAAGCAGAUCCAUCAGAAGGAGCUGGAGGAUAAAGAGGAGGAGUUGGAGGACGUGCACAAGUCCUCUCAGAGACGGGUAUGUCAUCACAUUAGAACUAACAGAUUAAACAGAGGUAGAAAGACUCAGCUGCAGAGCUCCUCACACAUUUAGUUUUCACAUCAAGUUUUCUCAGAACUCGGACUGUCAGCUGAAACUUUGAUCCUGGCUCAGACUUAGAUCUGUGUUUGGAUUUCAUGGACAACAGUUUAUGAUUAAGAAAAUCUGCUUGCUAAAAUACGUUGAUCCAAAGAUGGACGAGUCUGUUUUCAGCAGCUCCGUUUGUGGGUGUAUGGGAGCAUUGGCGCUCUAACCAGCAUCAUUCUUUAGAUGUUUUGGUGUGAAAUAUGAGGAUAUUUUAGCCGAAGGAAACUGAAACAUACUGAUAAUGAUUUGGUGUCUGCAGUUUUGUUACAGGCAGAUGGUGUUAAAUUACCACACAAAACUGAUAGAUAAAAACAGGGAGCUGUUGAAGAGAGGCAGCACUAAACAGUGAUUUUAAUUUGGAUGCCAUUUUUAACAUACGAAAAAGGAUAAGGGCCACAAGAAGAAAAAAAAAGAAAUACAGGAGGGAGAUUUUUUUUAUUUCCAUUUCAAGAUUAAAGUCCAAAUUUUAAAAAAGUCAAAAUUUCGACUUUAUUCUCAAAAUUUAGAUUUUUUUAAUCUCGAAAUUUUUACAUUAUUUACGCUAUUUUGUAAUCAUGAAAUUUCGACCCUGAUCUUAAAAUUUAAAAAUUUAAUCAUGAAAUUUCAUCUUUGUUGAUAUAUUUUCGAUUUUUUAAUCUUGAAAUUUUAAUUUAAUCUUGAAAUUUCGUCUUUAAUCUCAACACUUCAAUUUUUGAUCACGAAAUUUUGACUUUAUUAACAUAAUUACUGUAAUCUCAAAAUUUUGAUCUUGAAAUUUUGACUUCAUUGACAUAAUUUAGAUUUUUUCAACUCGAAAUUUUGACUUUAAUCAAAUUUUGACUUUGAUCUUGAAAUUUUAUCUCCUUCCUUGAAUUAUUUUUUUUUUCUCUUCAUGUGGCCCUUAUCCUCUUUCGAAUUGACAGGAGAUAAAAAUGACAGCUGAGUCACCAGAGUGUGACUCAAACACUACAAGGACAUGUGAAGGUGAUUUAAGUCGACUCAGAUGAGCUGACAAAUUUUUUUCAGGUUUUCAGGGAUGAACACAAAAACUUGAUUCUCUGUUUUAUAAUUCAGACCCACAACAGCGGCCAGUGAUGUUGAGUCUCUCCUGCCGACUCUAACCUUAAGUUGUUGUGAGGUAACAAGUAAAACCGAACGAGUGUCCAAUAAAACAGCCGUGAUUUUACAGAACAGAGGGUCACUCUGCAUAUCGAGACCAUAAAGUGUUUAUUAGAGGACCGGACCAACAGAGCAGGAGGCGGUUUUAUUUAGAAACUCUUCUGCACAUGCACACGAGCUUGGUACCGGUCCAAAAUUACUCGUACAUACGCGUUCUUCAGACUGUGAGGUCUUCUCUGUCAGACGGGAGCAGACGAGGGGAUGGAUCUUGCUGAAUCCAUGUUUCCAUCAUGUUACGCACAGACUCAAACACAGACUCCACCUAAAAGAGAUUCAUCAAAGUGACUUCAGAAAGACGGACAUCCAAGACCAAUCAACAAAGUGCUUGACGUGUUUCAGGUCAUAAAGGUGGCUCUAUAGAGGUGCACGGGCUACGUUAAUUCAGGAAGUUCUCAUCUGUGAGCACAACUUCAGACCAUAAAACUGGAUCACUUUAAGACACAAAUCCAGAUUUAAGAACUCGUGGAGCCCCACCAGAGGCUGUUGUUAAAGUUUUAGUUUUAGCACCACUUUAGUCGACUGAACAGGAAGAACAUUCGUCUGACUGACCUCCAGGAAACCACUACAUUUAAUCACCACCACAAAUCAAGAGUUUCUCCUAAGUUUGGCCGAACCAACAAGGACACAGAGAAGAUAAAAGAAAAGGCCAAGUCUCUCCAAACUGGUCCAAACUUUCUUUCCUCUGGUCCAUCAGUCAGAGAAAUCCUGCCGAGCAGAGAUCCAGGCUGUGCAGCAGUGAAAACUAAGAGCGGGCGUUGUGUAAGAGAGCAGUAUUGUGUUGUCUGCGUACAGAUGGCUCUUUCUGAAAUGUCCUUCCUCAGCUGAAAGAAUCCUUUUCUUUUCUCUGAAUCCUUUUCUUUUUUCCUCUAACUUCAUGAUGUUACACAACCAGACAGGCAGACAGCAGUUACAUCAUCACCUCUCUGCAGUUAAUACACAACCAAGUAUCUGACAACAGGUGCUACAGUGACACCAUUACACAAUCAGAUCUGUGACACUUCCUGUGCAUCAGAUUCACACGUGAUUAGGAGUUUAACCCAAGAACUGUAAGUCAUCAGGCCAAAACAGAAUCGGACCUGACCUGAUGAGACCCAGGUUCUCUCUGAGUUUUUAGGUUUGGAGGUUUGGGCCCCUGGGGUUCAGACUUGGUGGUCUGGCACAUCUCACAGGUGCUGGAUCGGAUUGAAUCCAGAACUGAGUUUGGCCUUUACCCCUAUGAAAGACUCCACAGCUGAUCGCAAGAGUUCUAUUUUUCCAGGCGCUGCAGCAUGCCAGAUAAAUUCAGCACAGAUUAACCCGUGCUGGAAAGGAAGUCUGGCACAGACACAAAAUAAAACAACUGGUUUAUUUUCAAAAUAAAACACUCUGUGUUUCAGGCGGAUCGUAUUUCACACCUUGCAAACAAGCGGGGACCCCAAUGACACCAUGGAUGAGGAGAUGCUUAUUCUAGAAGUCUAGAAGUGGAUUUCCUUCUCUGGAAGGACACAAUCUACUGCUGAUAUGGUUAGCCUAUGUGGUUAAAGACAACUUGUUCUUGUGCGAUUGCACAUGAAUCCGCAGUUCUUGUGAGUUCUUGCAAUUCCUGCUGUCCGUAAUCCGCCAAAAAAUUCGCCUCACAAAUGGAUCCGGUAGGAAUUGGUGUAUGGCGAAAAUCAGAGCUGUUCUGUAUCUGAGCCGUUCCGUAUGCGGUGGAAAUACCGGAUAAGAUCCAGGCAACCCGAGGACAACUAUGGUGUCCAUACUUUUCCACCUGGGUGAUAGCAGACCCAUCCAUCAGUAAACCCCGCCUACAGUCAACCUUACAACAACCAUGGUUCUGCAGAUGUGGCACCUGAAUGAAGGGAGCUCCCUCUUCACCACAAGGCCCACCGUCAGCCUCCUAUGAGAACCAGGCGAGAUGAUUGGUCCAUAAGAGCUUCUCUUCCCUCCUGUGGUCACUUGGCUCAUCAUAACAGGCCAACACCCUGAAUAUGUUCAACAUUAUCCACAUGACAUGACACAUUCCUCCGGGUCACUUUCUGAUGCUCACGUCUCCAUUAGAGGAGCUUUCAGCAGUGGAGAGGGGUCUGAAUGGACCCCUGGGCCAGUCUGCAGCUGCACAGACCCAGACCCAGUAAACUGACUCUUCUCUGUACGAACUGGCAUUGACUCCUCCAGCUGGAAAAACUCUUGGAGCUUCUCUACUGGAUCAGACAUCAAUAAGCCUUGACUCUAGUGUUGUGUCGUUCAUAAACGUUUCGUUCAAAAGAACAGAACUGCUGAGUGAACGACGUAAAUGGAAUCACUCUGAGACCUGAUUUGUUCCUUUCUCAGUUCAGUUGAGCUCAGCCACGAACCUGGUGUGCCAAUCAGGAGUGGAACUGCCGCCUUUGACUCUUUGGUGAAGCAGGCUGGCUGGCUGGCGGAGUCUCGUGAUUUGCUCACAGCGAAUGAACGACAUGUAUCAGUUAGACUGUGAACGAAACAAACGACUUCCGAACGACUUGAUGCAGGCAGAGGAGGGAGGGGUGUAGCGUUGAUCACAAACUGCCGAGCAGCGGUUUGUUCAAUGAGGCUAAGAUAAAACGGGUCAUUAUAGUGCCUUUACAUUAAUGCAGGUGUAUAAACUUUCCUGUAAGAAGGAUUUAAUUUCAGCCGAUUUAAAGAAAUACGAUAUUUGCUAUAUAUCUUUAAAAGUAUCCAAAUACCCACUACAGUGAUGUUUUAAUUUAUUUUUAUAUAUAUUUAUAUUUAUUUUUAAUCUCUCUACUUUUCCGCCAUAUAAAAAAAACGACUCGCGCUCCUUUAGCAGGCGUACCACUUGCUGCUUUGUUGUUUCCUCCGACAGCGAUGCACAGAGAGGUGAGUUUUUCAGGGAAGGGGAGUGAUUCUUCCUUCAGGACUUGGCAAAUGAACGACAUGUGUCACCCAGUAAAUGAUGCUGUGACUUCAGCAGCAGAGGAGGGGAGGGGCUUCUACAAUGAAAGAACUCGCCGCUGUUUCACUUACUCGUGUACUGCACCGGCAGGACAGGGCUCCGAAGCACUGACUGAUUCAGUGAACGAAUCAUUUAAAUGAACAGAUUCUAAGGAUUCAGUCAAAAGAACUGUUCUUCAUGUCACUACUUUACUCUGGUUAAUUCUCCUUGGACCCUUUUUGGUAGAUACUAACCCCUACAGGUUAGGAACAGUCCAAAACAUCAAUCUAAUCAAAGAACUCAUUAGGAGUCAUCAAAUCCAGCCCCUCUUGAUAUCGUAACAUGGAUCGUGAUGGUCAGUCGAGUACCGCCGGUCUGCCUCUUUGUUCUGGUCUAAUCUGGCUCCCUCUCCACUCUGGAGUGCCUUUGAAUCUCUGCGUUAAUUAAAGUUUCUUUCCUCUGCAGACUCUUGUUGGUUUAUUGAGUUCAUGGUUCGAAGGUUUCUGUUUGUUAAGUUAGUUUUUUAUGUUCGAUGAUGUUUUCAUGCAUCCUGCUGCAGCAGGAAAUCUGCUGUCAGGGGCAAUAAAAGCUUGUUCCUGCUGGUCGUUCAUCACUCUCCUGUUUCCUCUGUGUGUGUGUGUGUGUGUGUGUGUGUGUGUGUGUGUGUGUGUGUGUGUGUGUGUGUGUGUGUGUGUGUGUGUGUGUGUGUGCAGCUGAGGCAGUUGGAAAUGCAGUUGGAGCAGGAGUACGAGGAGAAACAGAUGGUGAUUCACGAGAAACACGACUUGGAAGGACUCAUCGCAACUCUGUGCGAUCAGGUACAACACAACACAACACAACAGACACAUACACACAGACAGGAACACAGGUCUGUUGUUGAAGGACCGUCUCACAUUUGUUCCCGACCACACAUCCAGCCAAGUCUCCCGCGACAUAGAUCAUUCUUAUUGCAGGUUAAUGUUCUCCGGCUGAUGAAUGUGUCAUUUCGCCAUUACGAGCGCCACAAAACAAGCAUAUGCAGCGAGGCGUCGGCGGCUGAUUUAGCGCUCUGUCUCCAUCACUCUGAGGUGGUAAAUGGACUCCUGAUGGCUGGGAGGACCUGGUCCAGAGCCAAACUGUCAAGUUUGAGUCUAUUUAAAGGGGCGUUCCACUAUUUUAAACCUGUUGCGAUGACAGGCGAAUGUGCCCAAUUCUGAGACAGAGUAAAAUGUUCAUAACUAUUGAUUUUGAAAUGUUUUAGGCCCCUCAUUUAGAUGAAAAUAGUAAAAUGAGGACAAAUCAAAAUUAGAAAAUGAAAUAUAUUCUUGUUUAGCAAAAUUUUGUUGCUUAUUUUAAGUUUUUAUACCAGUAACAGGUUAAAAGUUUGCACGGAAUCGACAAAACAAAAUAAACAAAAUUUGACAUUUAUUUUUGGAAAUUAUGGAUCCAUUUUAGGGCAUCUGAGGGGUCUUAAAACCCCACUCCAAUCGUUUUUUUUUUUUACUACUUAAAGUGUUCUCAGUGGUCUUUAAAUUAUGAUUAUAAAGUUUUUAGCCAAAAUCAUGUUACCUGCGUCAUUUUAAAGGGUUUUCUUCUGCAGCACUCCAGUAGCUCAUUAACAAUUCGCCUCUGAGUCGUGGGCAGAGACAGCGCUGCACACUCCUCUUUAUGCUAGCUUGCAGCCUAACAUUGUUGAUGUAGUAGAAGUGGCAGGUAACAUAGAAGCUGUUCAGCUCUCAGACUCUAAUGUCUUUGGAGACAUGAUGAAAGUUAGUAUCAUAAUUAGCUUUCUUAUGAGCAUUUCAAUCCGCUAACGCACACGCUUGUUCCAUGAUUGUCCUCUCUACUUCUCUGAGUCUCGCCUGCAUAGCAAGGCUCCGGGGGCGGAGCUUCGAUUUGUGACUUAGGAAAUCUCGCUGUAUCUGAACCUGCUGUUUGGGUCUGCUAGAGAUUCAAAGCAAUUUGAAUGCAGAAAAACUCAGAAAUUUAGGACAUAUCAUAUUUUUCUCAUGAUAUGUCCUAUAGCAUCAGAAAAAUACAAAAGAGGAUUAAGGAAACUAGAACAGAACAAAAUAAUUACAGUAGGGAAUUUUUUUUAAAUUUCCAUUUCAAGGUUAAAGUCAAAAUUUCUGGAUUAAAGUUCAAAUUUAGAAAAGUUGAAAUUUCUACUAUAUUCAUAUAGACUUUAAUCUCAAAUUUUUAAUUUCUAUAUCAAAAUUUUCCCAGUAUUCAUGAUAUUUUAACAUUUUGUAAUCUCGAAAAUUUGAACUUUAAUCUUGAUAUUUCAAUUUUCAAUCUCAUAAUUUCGACUUUAUUGACAUAAUUUUUAGUUUUUUUUAUCUCAUAAUUUCGACUUUAAUCUUCCCUGUAAUUAUUUUUUUUUCUCUUCAUGUGGCUCUAAUCCUCUUUUGUAGAAAAAUGCCAUAUGAACAUGUAGACAACAAGAAAAACAUGAUUUUGAUCAGAUUGGGUCUUUGACUUGUUGAAACCUGCGGAGACCCUGAUUAUCCAUGCAAAGAGGAACCGCGUGUAAACAUUACCCAGAAACUCCCUGAGCCCAGCGAAGGUGGACUGAGGUGAAGUGGAAAACUGUCCCAUAGUCUGCUGAAAAAAUAUUCAAUACUGUGGUUUCAACUUUUAAAAGGAGAAUAAGAAAAACAAAGAAAGAAAAAUAAACUUUUUAACCCCAGAAAAAUUUGGUUUACCUGCUCCCGAUCAAUGAACGCAUCAUUUUCUUCACCCCUUACAUCUCAUAUUUAAACCUUAAAGCCAUGUUUUCUCUUAAAUUUCGGGUUUAAAUUAUUUGCAAACCAUUAGCAGCUGUUUUCAUUCAGAUUUAGAGUUCCUGUUCCUGCUCACAGUUCUUGUUUUUGGUCUCUGAUUAUAAUGGAGGAUCCUUUUAACGGAUACUGUGAGGUUGUUAUAUAACUCUCUUCAAAGCAGAAACAGUCGUUCCUCUGAAGGUCAGGCUGCUGUUUUGGUAAAUGGAGUCUGGUGGUUUUCAUGUUGUGUCCUCAGAUCCUCAGAAUAAGGCUGUCGUGCUCAUCUUACAGGUCGGCCACAGAGACUUCGACGUGGAGAAGAAGCUGAGGAGAGACCUAAAGAGGACAAACGCCCUGCUGGCCGACGCCAAGCUGCUCCUCUCCACUGUGGACAACCCGGGACAGAACUUCCCCAACGGUAGCAGGGAGCAGAUCGAGCGCCUGCACUGUCAGGUACCGUCAUCACCUCACCUGUACGGUAAUGUGACUCUCCUUCAGGCUGUCAGAGACAUUCACUCAUGCACUCUCUUUCUUUGUGUUUCAUCUCUUAGUUUGAGGAGAGCGAAGCGAGGCGUCUGGAGGCGGAGAGCAUUCAGACGACGCUCUCUCAGGAGCUGGAGAACACUCAGAUCGAGCUGGAGAAUAUCUGCAAACAAAAGAGUGUGGUGAGUGUGCAGACGGGCCAAGGUCUGAAACCUGAAACACAAUCAUGAAGAGACGGAACGACCGAGAGAGAUUCUGAGCAUGAUCAUAAAAUAAACCGGUUAUUUUUUUUUUAAACUUAUACAAGUCAGGACCGCAUCAGUCCAGGUUUUCAGCAGGACUCCUCUCCAUAUUGUUGUAAUCCCUGUUUGGGAUCAUAUGAAGGUCUUCCCUGAAAAUGGAUGGUAGCAGAUAUUGCUCCUAAACAUGGAGAUAUUGUUUAAAACUGAGGAUGCAGUUGUCCUUUCCAAAAGAGGGUCAGAUUGUGAUCCAUCAGACCAGAAGACAGUUCUCCUCGUUCCCUCAGUCCACCUAGGGCUGGGCGAUAAAACAAUAACGAUAUAUAUCGAAAAUUUCCCUCAAUAUCAAUAUAAAACAUGGUCAAUAUCCUUUUCAAUAGUCAGCAUUCUGCCAUAUUUUGGUAGACUAUAUGAAUAGCCAAUGAAAAGAAGAGUUGUUCUGGGUCCACUUCAUGCUAAACCAACCAUGUGCUGAAUUAGAACCAAGUAUCAAACAACUGCGUCGUAGCAGACAGCAGCUACAUGCAACUAUAGCACUUUAACAGGUGAAGCCGACAGCACUGUUUGUGAGAAAAAAAGAACAUGAGUGCUACCCCCGACAGAAAUGACGAUGAAGGAUGACGACAUCGUCGAGAACACUGACACGAAAACGUCGGUGAUGUGGAGGUAUUUUGAUUUUUUGAGGUCGGACAUGAAGCAGAGUAAUGUGUACUAAAAAUUAUGUUGAGUACACGUUCUCACAAAGUCGGGGAAUACCUCAAAUCUUUUUCACCACUUAAAGCAGCACCACGCCGCAGAGCACGCGCAACUCAAAAGGUUACAAACCCCGAGGGGAGCAAGGAGCCCAUGACGCCUGUGCAGCCGAAACAGCCGACCAUUCAGUCCACUUUCUCAAGAGCAAUGCCUUACGACAAAACGUCAAAGAGACACAAAGACCUCACAGAUGCAGUAGAUUAUUGUAUUGCAAGAGAAAUGCUACUAAUUAAAACUAUUGAAUUUCAUUUUUAUAUUGUGAUAUAUAUGAAUAUUGACUGAUGUGAAAAAAAUAUAUCCUGAUAAACUUUUUCCCAUAUCGCCCAGCCCUAAGUCCACCUUAAAUAGACUCAGGUCCAGAGAAGUCUCUGGUGUUUCUGGAUCCUGGUUCUAUCUGGUCUCCUCUUUCCUAGUUCAGUCUGAUCCUCAUUAGUAGAUGCAGUAAUGAACUAGUUUGAAGUGGUGUGCAUUAAACCAUAUCAUUAUUUAUAUUCAACACAUGUAAAUGUGACUCAUGAACAUAUCUUUUUCUUUUUUCGUAACUUUUUUCAAAUCUGUGUUUCUUCAUACUUUCAUUUCUCUUUGUAUGUCUGUAUGCUGUAAAUUUGGAAGUUCACCCUGUGGGACUAUUAAAGGAACAUCUCAUCUUAUCUUAUUAUGUUCUGUGUCCUUGUUUCUCAGGUGGAUGAACAGUUUGCUCUGCUGCAGCACGAGAAGGUGGACCUCCUGAAGAGGCUCGAGGAGGACCAGGAGGACCUCAAUGAACUGAUGAAGAAGCACAAAGCUCUCAUCGCUCAGGUACGGCUCUGGAUUCGAUUUAGGGUUUGGACUUUUGGUGAUCGGAAACUCACGCAGAACUCAAAUGUGCAUCUCUCUUCAUCUUCUUCUUCCUCUUGGUUCAGUCCUCGAGUGAUAUCUCUCAGAUCAGAGAGCUUCAAGCGGAGCUGGAGGAGGUGAAGAAACAGAGGCACUCUCUGCAGGAGGAGGUAAAGCGGCUCUGAGAGGAGGUUCAUGAAGGAAAUGUCUCAAUGUAGAAACAGUCUAAUCUGAGAUUUUAAUGGAUUUCUGGAUCAUUUCACCUCUUCGUUACAGAUCUCAGUGUGAUCAACUCUCAUUCGAGGGCGUGAUGGUGCAUUAAUUUGGCUCUCCAAAUGUUUUCUCUCUCUCUCCCCCUCCUUCUUCUCCUCCUUGUCCUUCUAUUGCAGCUCCAGCAAAGUGUGUCCAGGGUGCAGUUCUUGGAGUCGUCCACAGUGGGGCGCAGCAUCGUCAGUAAACAGGAGGCUCGUGUAUGUGACCUGGAGAAUAAGCUGGAGUUUCAGAGAGGGCAGGUCAAGAGGUUUGAGGUGAGGAAACUUCAUGAAUCUGGACUUUAAGGCUGUUUGAUCCUCUGCUGGGUUUUUGUUUUAGCCCCGCUAUGUUCUGUUCAGGUGCUGGUGCUGCGUUUAAGAGACAGCGUGGUUCGUCUGGGGGAGGAGCUGGAGCAGAGCGCCCAGGCUGAGGCUCGGGAGAAGGAGAACGCACGGUACUACCAGCAGCGGGUGCAGGACAUGAGGCUGGAGAUGGAGGAUAUGAUCCAGAGGGAGCAGGACAGUAGCCGCAGACGCAUGGAGCUGGUAACUGAACUGAGAGACUGACUGUAAAUAUCUGCUGGUUCUACCCGGUAACUGAAUAUGUGAGAGCAGCCAAGACAGAAACACUAAACAAACCCCUUAACAUCAACUUUUCACUCUUUACAAAAUCACUGCAAUGUAGAUUUUAUCUUCCUUCUGCACAUUAGGCACAAAUACACAUUUCUGCUCCAUUAAGUAACACUAAUAAUCUGCAGGCUGUGCACGUGCAGCAGUAAAACAACUUCUGUUAAAAAAGCAAUUUCCAAAGUUAUACAGGGAAAUAAAAACUCAUUAAGAACAGAAAUAAAGAAACAUCAAACUAACUUUCAUUUAAAAAGCAAUAAAAACAAAAGCAGCAGCAGGAAAAUGGAUCGAAGGGACAAUUUCAAACGACAGCAAAUGUAAGAGCGAAACAGACUAAAAAGGACGAAUGCGUGUAAUUUAGUGUAAAACUGCUCUCUAAGGUUGUUGUCUUAAAUAGUUUGAGCACAGAUCAUGUAUUCAGAGAGCAAGUUCAGCCUGAGCGGCUAUGAGUAAACGGAUGAAAUCAGGAAAUACAGAAACAGGACUUUGAGGAAAACAGGGUCACCUGAGCGGGUCUGGUUCUGACCCAGUCUAUGAGUCACAUGAAUGAUGUUUUUGCUCGUUUACAUCGACCAGCUGAUCACUGUCCAAUCAGCUGGUUAGAUUAAUUUCUUGCACGUCAGAAACUUAUUUUAUAAUUCAAAGUUUAUUAUUUUUUCAAUGUUGCCACAGAAAAACAAACAUCAAACAAGACAGAUGUAAUGGAGGUCAAAAAUAGUACUAAUAAUAAAACAAAUAAAUAAGUUAAUAAAUAAAAGAAAAUAAAAAUAAGUUAGGCAGGUGAGUUGGCAAGGCAAGAAAGUUAAUACAUCUGUCUACCAAAACUAUCCCAUUUUUCUUUUAUCAUAUCAUCUCCCAAACAUCUUCUUGCAUGCUACAGUCCCUAUCAUCUGUGUUCUCCACAUACUCAGUGUGGGAGCUUGGGGUUCCCUCCAACACCUCAGAAUAGUCCGUGCACAUGUCAUUAGACCAGUUUUUAAUAUUCUAAAACUGUAUUUAUACAACAGGGGCACCAUAGUUCUGUCUCCAAGGAGACAUAAUCUUGGUGAUCUGGGAAGUUUGUAAUUUAAUGAUUUACUCAUAUAGUCUAAAGGUCCUUACACACUGGAAACGACACAAAUAUAUGACGCGAAAUUAUGAAAUAUUCGGAAGCGAAUUUUGACGGGCCUGACUAUAUACAUCAAGCCCGAUGCGAUUUUGCAACUUUCCGGGGGGGAAAAGACGCAUCCUGGGUGAAAGCAAGAAGACUGACACAACAGCAGACUGAGUGUUUUUCAGUUCUGAUUAGACACUUGUGUUGAGAUGGCUGUCUGUCAUAAUAGCAUGUACUGAGUCGGGGCCAUUUCUAGAUAAGCACAUUAAACUAUAAUCCAUAAACGUAAGGUAACAACUGAGACCUAAUGGUGCUGUGACAGCAACGCUGUGAUUGAGUUUGAGACAAUGAAAAUACAUAUGGUAUGUUGUAUCUGAACAGGUUAGCUUAUGAGCUAAAGUUACUUAGCACAGAUGAAAGUUAAAACAAAGACGUUUAGCAAACUGUUAAAACACACAAACCAUCGUCAUAUGAGAAAUCUGACACUAUGGGCUCUAUUUUCGUGCGUCCCCUUUAUAUCGAUCUAUUCUGAUCUAUGUCUUAUCUGAUGAGUGCAUUUGGCACGCGUUUGGACACUCCAUCUGACCGAAUUCACACAGCUGAAACCGCAUUAAAAUAAAUAUCCAGUAAACAGUCACACAUGAUGAAGUUAACAAGAUAUUUAAUUCGUCUCCCUGCUUAUCAUUCUUCUUCCUCACGCAGCUCGAUAGGUGUUGUGCCGUAGAAUGCACCCCUGCCGUAGAAUGCACCCCUGCAUCCCAUCCACAUAAGUGGAAGAAAAUGAUCUCAUAUUUAAAAAAAACACGAGUAUUGGAUCAUGACAACAUGUCAAAUGGAGCAGCAAACUUUUGUUCUGUUUUUAGGUAUGUAAAAAAUGCACAUACAGAGGUGUACUUGGGUAUUUAAACUGUACAGUAAGCUGUUAAGGUAGAGAACAUUAUAUUUUCGGGGCACCAAAUAUUCCGAAUCAGAGGGCUAUUGUUUUCGGCUUAUCUGAAUAGCCUGAAUGAAAUCAUUAAAGGCACACGCUUUUGAAUCCAUCCAACAGUAAGAAAAAAUUGGAUUAUUUCGCCUUGUUGUGUUCUUUCAACCGUCAGGGGGUGCAUUCUACGGCAGGGGUGCAUUCUAUGGCACAACACGUGACAUGUAUCCAUGUCCUCGCUCCGUCCUGCUGCUGCUGCGGUGGCACGGCUGACCGCAUGAUUUAUUUUAGUGAUCAGAUGAGUUAUUUACUUCAAAAGUUUGAACAAAAAAAUAAUUAAAUAAAUAAGAAUAUAAAAUCAAAGAAACUUUGAAUCGGAUAAACAACUUUCACCUGUUUAUCCGAUUUUCUCACAUCAUUAAGAUUCUGUAAAUAUUCAAUCCGGAGUUAGGCCCACAUACGAAUAUUAUAAUAAUCAGUUUUGUGAGCCAAAUUUAUUUUAUAUGCCAACAUCUAUGAAAGAAAGAGCCAGGCCACGGAGCGCGAUGCGUCAUUUACGCACAGGUGGUUACGAUUUUAAUGCUAUUAUUGGAAUUUAUAUUGUGAUCUCUGUGCACAACCUAUCUUUGUCACGUGGGGUUUAGAUAUAUGCAACUUGAUGUGAGUGUCUUUAUUUGUGGAAAAGGGUGUUUGUCUUACCAGUGGGUCCAACAUUACACACACGAAAUCCAUCUGUGCUUAUUUGAGAGAGUGUGAAGUACGCCCUCUGCAGUACUUACAGCGACAAUUGUUGAGGGGCUGCCUUCCGUCGCUAUUGUGUGGCAUUGCUGUCUUCAGACAUCUCUUAAUCUCUUAGACUACUGCACGAAAAUUGUAAUACGCCUCGCCGGUGGUGGAUUUAAAGGCAAGGAAAGGGGCUCAUGUUAUUGGUCAAUACAGGUCUCAGCUGUGUUAAACCCACUCCACGCCUUCUCUCUUCCCUUCCAACGACUUACGCCGCAGGGAGGAGCUGAGUUAGGGAGGGGGGAUACUUAUGCCGGGCUGCGCCGCUCACCAAAAUACCAAAUUGUGCUUGGGAACGCCUUGUCGGAGCGGCGGACCUGACUUACGCCGCGCCUGCAGCACGGCACUGGCGAGGCACGAAAAUAGAACCCUAUGACUCUCCACAAGUUGUCCUUCAGGUCGUUAUCUUUGUAAUAUUUGUGUUUUUUAUCAAAGAGCACUCUGUUCUCUGACAUGUAAAAAAUCAACCAGUCGACCAUGUUGGAUAGACCGGUGAAUCUGACGUCACAACAACACAAAAUCUGAUUGGUCAGAAGUGGACACACAGUAUGCGAAACUUUAAAAAUUCGACCGUGAUAUAAAAAAAAUAAAUGCUGCAAUAUCUCAGGAAGGGAAAACUUCGCUGAUGUGAACACUUGUAUUGGCAGGAUACGGGUUUGAAAAAAAAUAUCGACAUCUGAAAUGCAGCUGGGGAUGCCUUUGUGUCCUGAGCUCUGGGUGUCUUUGCUGCUUUGCUACUUUGCUGUCUCUGCUGCAGAAACGUGACUCGACUCCAUCCCUUCCGUAACAAAGAGGGAAGGAUAGGUGAGGAGAUGGAGGAUGGUUCAAAAGUUGGAGCGGCUGGAGCGGCAACUGAAGUAAACAAAGUUAAUGUGGGAGGGGGUGAGCAGCUUAUGGAGUAGUUAUCGUCCAUUUAUCGUUAUCGAGGUGAACUGAUCAGUACCUUGUAAGGUACUGAUAGAUAGAUAGAUAGAUAGAUAGAUAGAUAGACUUAUUGUAGGCAGAUAGAUAGAUAGAUAGAUAUGACUUAUUGUAGGCAAAUAAUAAAACCUGACUGGACUUUGGUCGGCUGUCUGGAGCUCAGUGAAAGCAGAUACAGUUUUCAUAUAAACCUGAACCCGGUGUAGGGGCGUGAAGUCACAGAUUUGUACUUGGGAAGUAGGUUUUAAUGUGGAGAUGAUAGCUGCUGUUCUCUAAAAUAGAGAAAGGAAGGAAAUGUAGAGAAAGAAAUAAAAAAGUCUCUGAGAAAAAACAAACCAAACAACGAGUGAGUAAAACUGUGGAGAGAGGUAGAGCAUUUAAUUUUAGAGGAGAAGAGUCCUGGAAAAACAGAGACACUGCAGACUGUUGAACUGAUCUGAACCCGGCAUCGGUCAAAAAUAAACUGAAGACUCAACAACAGGAGACACCAACAGAGAGUAAAUACUGUAGAAAUGUUCUGAAUUAGAUCAAAUUGGAAUGAUUGGACUCUUUAAAUCGACUGGAGGCUUUUUCACUACUGUUGACGAGAGAGCGAGCGAGUCCAGCGGCAGGAUCAGCACCUUGGAGAGCGCAAAAACCUUCUGCAGGGCUUAAUUUUUGCCCCAGCAGGGUUCAGACUAAUCCUGCCCCGCUGUGCUGGGAUUAGCUCAUGCUCACUGUCUGGAAGUUUUCUCCGGGGUUUUCCGCUGGGAGAUUUUUCCACCGAGGCCUCUGAGUCAGAGAGUACGGCUCCAACUUGACUCCAUUUAGAUUUAUAACCUUCUCCAAGACCGGCUCAGCAGAGUCUGACCUUUUCACUCUGGCCAAGUUCACAACACAUCCCUGAAGUUUAGGUGAAGUUGUUUCCUGGUUUAAAAGAUCAACCUGCUUCUCCAGCCAUCGUAACGCAGCAAAGAGGAGUAUUGAGGAAAACUAGGGGUAGUGAGAAAGAAGACAAUACCUGUGACAAAAUCGAUUCAAAAUUAGACUUUUUAAAAUAUUUUAAGUAGUAGAAGUUAGGGCUGGGCGAUAUGGCCUCAAAUCAACAUCACAGUGAAUUGAUCAGUUCACCUCAAUAAUGAUAAAUGGACGCUAACUUCUCCACAAGCUGCUCACUGCCUCCCACAUUAACUUCGUCUACUUCAGCCUCUGUCAAUCAAUCAAUCAAAUUUUAUUUAUAUAGCGCCAAUUCACAACAGUCGUCAUCUCAAGACGCUUUUCAAAGAACAAGAGCAGGUCUAGACCACGCUCAUUGUUUGAUGAUCAAGACCCAACCUUAGAUGGGUUUUGGCCCAUCUCAACUAACAUGAGUAGCAGUGGCAAGGAAAAACUUCCUUUUAACAGGCAGAAACCUUGGGCAGGACCAGCCUCAUGUUUGACAGCCACCAUGCCUCUGCUCCAGCCGCUACAACUUUUGAACCGUCCUCACCUGUCUUUCCCUCUUUGUUACGGACUGGAUCGGGUGGAGUCACGUUUCUGACGUAGGACAGCGUCUUAAAGGGACAGGAGACCAUAGCCUACCUACACGCAUCCGAAAACUAUUUAUUUUCUUGACACAGAAUAUACUGACAUGGGCAAAAUGACGUCGGUUGUUGUCGUAAAUUUCGAUAUUGGUGAAUUUUCGGUUUAUCGCCCAGCCCUAGUAGAAGUUAUCAGAUUGGUGGAGGUAGUUGCAGCUGUUGCAGCAGUAGUUGUAAAUGUGGUGUUAAAAGUAGUAAAAGUAUUGGCAGUACGAGUCAAAGUAGAAACGGUUGCAGGAGAGGUUGUAGUUGCAGUAAAAAAAGCAGCAGUAGCAGAAGCUGUGAUAGUUUAGGUCAUGAUAUAAAUAGUAGCAGUUAGAGUAGAUGUGGUAGCACUAGAAGCUGUAUUAAAGUAGUUUUAGGAGCAGCUGUGAGUUGCAAAAGCAGGAGAAGUAGGAAUCGCGGUGAAACUUUUAGUCGUAGUAGAAGUAGAAGAAGUAGUGGUAAUAGUUUAGGCAGCAGUAGAACUAUUGUUGAAGUAGUUGUCAGACUUUCAGGGAUUUGUUCAAAGACUUGCUAAGCAGUAGAAGAAUAUUUGAAGUUAAACUAGAAGAAGUAUAAGUACUAGAAAAAGAAGAAGUAAUUCUAUAGGUAGAAAUAUAAAUGGUGGAUGGUGUUAGCAGUCAAAGCAAACUUAAAGGUGGGGUAACUAAAGAUGCUUCUUGAACAGAAUCCGUUAAAGAAGCAUAUUUUUUUGUGGUUUUUAUACAAAAAUAGCUUUUAAUAUCAGUCAGUAUCUUUUAGUUAUUGAUGACAUUUGGGAAUAUCACGAUAUCACCGUGUUCAAAGCCGUUCUCCACCUCCCCAACCUGAUUGGUUGAGAGGCCGGCUAUGUGACAACAAAAUGCGUGCACGAGCGGACCCAAAACAAUCUUGUGACGAUGGCGGACAGUGGAAAGCAGCUGGAGAAGUCGGAGAAAAAGUCGUUUCCUCUUUUGGUCACCACUUCCUACACUCUAAAGAAAAAGAUCAAAAUACCGAGGAGGACUGUAGUUAAAAAACAGCAACUCAAGAAGAAGAGAGGCCAGUAAACAUUGGCUUAGUGUUUGAACGAUGGAGAACUGUGAUUUAAUGUGAUUUAAGAAAUUUUAGAUCAGAUGCGAACUGUGAUUUAAAGUCUUCUUACCUCAGAAGGUCAAAUCGUCUGUUGAUGAAUUGCCAGUAAAUUGGAGCAAUGUGAGCGAGCGCAGGCGUUAGGUUGUGGGCGGGGCUUUCUGGAGCAGAGAGGGAAGGGAAAGGAGGAGCUGAGGGGAAAACCGGAGGGGAGGGGUUGUGUUUACAUUCAAGUUCUCUACCAAAAACUGGUGUUUAUUCAUAUCCUGCCUACCCUACCUUUAAGGAGAAGAGGUUAAAUGAGGUAUUAGGAGUAGAAUAACAAAAGUAGUGGCAGUACUAAUAGAGGUAGUAACAGAUGCAAUACAGCUCACAGUAGACAUGGUAUUGUCAUAGUUGUAAGAGUAGCUGUAGUUCACACAGGAACAGUUACAAAAGCUAAUGUCAAAGUCAUGGAUUUAAAGAAAAGGUGGUCUUCUCCAAAAUCAGGGUUUGGUUUUAUUAAAAAAGACUGUUAAAUUAAAGACGAAGGACUCUCUGAACGCCGUGGUAAAAGUCUUGAGGUUUUACCCGAUUUGUAUUUUCUUCUUUUAUUUCCUCUCCGGUCCCGUUUUUAGUUCAAACUCUCGUUUCAUAAAACCCCAAACAGCAGCAUCAGAAGAAAACCUUUAAGACACAUAAAAACCUCUCAGACCAGAGAGGUGGAUAUUUGCGGCUCACUUCCUCCCUGCCCACAGAUCACCAGCGCUCCACUUCGGCCCCGGCUCAGGCUGCUAAAUAUAAACCCCAAAAAGUAUUACUCAUAUCCGAGCUGGAGCUGAGAGACAACAUUUUAAGCAAGGCCGGUACUUAAAAAAAACCCUGGCAGGAAACAACUUCCUCCAGGCGAUGAUGAUUGAAAGCACACCCUCCCUCCUCUCUCUCUCUCUGCUCUGCUCUCAUAAACAGAAGCAACAGCUGGUGGUUUAUCUGGAUCGUUCCUGCUCAGGUUUGACGAUGGCAGCAGGGGGGAGGGUCCCUGAACACACUCACACACACCUGAACACUCAUCCGUCAUAAUUACUGCUUUGUUCUCAUAAUCGGAUUGAACAAACAGGAGGUGAUCUUGGUGGGGCGGUUUGACAUCAUCGCUUCAGACUGAUCAGAAGAUUUCAGCAAAUUUACUCACAAUGCUCACUGAUUUAGAGAGUAAACAGGAGCUGAGCUUUUUACCACAGUGUCAACAGGAAGAGGGGAGGAGUCAGGGUUACCCCCAAUUUCCACCGAAUCUGGAAAGGCUAUGAAAAGGCCGUAUCCUCCGAUCGUAGCUGAUUGUAACCAUUCAAGUUAAUGUGUCAAUUUCCACCGGCUUCUUUCUGUUCAGCUGCGGCUCGUCGGACUCCACAGCUGAUCACAAGAGUUCUACUUUUUUUCGGACGCCGGAGCGUGCCGGAUAAAUUCAGCACAGAUUAACCCGUGCUGGGAAGGAAGCCAGGCACAGACACAGAAUAAAACAUCCGGCUUCUUCUCAAAAUAAAACACUCCGUGUUUCAGGGGGAUCGUAUUUCACACCAUGCAAACAGAUGGGGACAAAAAAGUGAGAGGUUUUACAGGUCAUUUCACCCCGAUGACACCAUGGAUGAGGAGAUGAUGAUUCUAGAAGUCUAGAAGUAGAAGGACACAAUCUACUGCUUAUAUGGUUAACCUAUGUCUGGCUUUAUUUGUCAACCAGAGAUGGUGUAACCCUUCACACAUAACUGUCAAGGAGAAGUUGUGUUGUCCAGAUAUUGAACUGUUGGCAGUUGCUCUUCGGCCAUAUUAUGUUCCCAGAGAAUUUAGUCAAAUCAUAACAGUAGUUUGAUAUGUAGUCAGGUAAUCACAGAUUACCUGACAGGAAGGCCACAGUUUGUCAGAUUGGGGAGCUGUGUUUCUGGGACAUUAAUGAGCAGUACAAGGGCUCCACAAGGGACAGUGCUGGCACCAUUCCUGUUCACACUGUAUACGUCAGACUUCAAAUACAGCACUGAGUCCUGCCACAUCCAGAAAUGAUGAAACCGCUAUUGUGGCAUGUAUCAGAAACGGACAAGAAGCUGAAUACAGAGAUCUAAUAAGAGCCUUCAGUGACUGGAGUCACAAAAACUGUCUCCUCCUCAACACCUCAAAGACAAAGGAGAUGGUCAUAGACUUCCGUAGAUCCAAACCCCCUCUUCAGCCAGUGAAAACCUGUGGAGUGGACAUCGAAGUGGUGACAUCAUAUAAAUACCUAGGCGUACAUCUGGAUAAUAAGUUGGAUUGGUCUAAGAAUAGAGACUUCAUCUACAGAAAGGGGCAGAGCCGCCUCUUUUGCCUGAGAAGACUCCGAUCAAUAGACAUCUGUAGUAAGACGCUGCAGAUGUUUUAUCAGUCUGUGGUGGCAAGUGUUCUGUUCUACGUUGCAGUCUGCUGGGGAGGAAGCAUCAAACACAAAGAGGCAAAAUGUCUUAACAAACUGUUGAAGAAGGCUGGCUCUGUGGUUGGACUCAAGCUGGACUCAGUGGAGGAUGUGGUGAAGAGAUCUACACUGAGGAAGGUGGAGACUAUUCUCAAAACAUGGAUCCCCCACUUCACAACACCUUGAUGGACCAAAGGGCAAAUGGUGGUGGACGGCUCCUCUCUCUUCGCUGCAGGACAGAAAGAUUUAGAAGAUCUUUUGUACCGACAGCCAUCAGGCUUUAUAACUCUUAUGGAUCCCAACCCCCUCUAUCGGCUGCGCUGAUACAUGAGCUCCAGCCCGACAGCUAGCCAUGAGCUAACAAGCAUCUAGCACUGUAUUUUCAUUUUGCCACCAAAUUUCAACCUUUAAACAAACACAGAGCUGGGGAGGAUAUCGUUUGAGUUUCUGGGAUUAAAUAAACACCCCCGGUCACAUCGGCCAUGGCUGGAACGCCGUAAGAGAGACUUACCUGAGAUUUCCACCAACAGCGGGCCCUCUUCCGGGGCUCUUGCCGGUAAGUCUCCUCCCGUGUUGUCUGAUCUGCUACCUCACCGCUGCGGGCUCCAGGACGGAGCCCUGGCAUGUAAGUGUCCUUCUCGGCACAGUCCAAUUCCUGAUCCAGACUGUCCUCUGUCAGAUCCUGCCUUGUGUCGUUGGCUGCCUGCUGGCUGUUGCUCUUUCUGUUUCAGCCAUGGCUCCAUGCUCCUCUCCAUCUGGCUGUGCCAGCUGCGCCUGUCUGGCGGAAAAGAUCCAGGAGCUGGAGAGAAGGAUCUCCACCCUCUACCAGAUCCAGGGAGCCGAGAAACUCAUGGACACCAUCAUAUUCAGAACACCACAUCCCGACUCCACCGGCUCAUCGUAUCCAGACCCUGCCACUCCCAACACCUCUCCUCUGGCUGCUGCAACCACCUCUCCUCCGCCUGCUCAUCCAUCCCUCUCCCCCGAUGUCUCCUCGACAAGGCUGGGAGCAAAACCCAAGGCUAAACCAGAGCCUCCGGCUAGCUCCACUCCAUCCCUGCAGGAGCACUGGUCCCACAUCACCGCCCACACCGGGAAAACAAGGCUCCCACCUCAGGCUCCCCUCUUCCACCUCCACCUGGAGAACAGGUUCGACACCCUGGACCUCCAUGACUUCCCCCCACUGCCCGUGGGAUCCCAGACGAUGUCCACCCGGCUGUCUCACGGGUCCUCCAGCUCUCCGCCGUCCCUGUCCCAUCCCGUCCGCCCCCCGUGCUCAACCAUCCGCACGCCGGAUCCCUCUGGCGGUGCUCGAUGCCGUGCUUCACACCUGCACCGCGGCUGGCCCGUGUCCCGUCUCGUCUCCGAUGUCCUCCUCGGCAAGUUCCCCCCCUCCUCCGACAUAUUCCUCUCCGGUCACGCAGUCUCCACGUCCACUUUUCCCUCUGACGACUUUCAUUGUGGGCGACUCCAUCGUGAGAAACAUCCGCUUUUUUAACGCUGUCACGCAGUGUUUCUGCGGUGCGAGGGUCCUUGACAUUUUAACACUCCUCCCCACUCUGUUAAAAUCUCUCCUAACUUCCAUCCAGAGAAUCAUAAUCCAUGUCGGUACAAAUGACACGUCCCUCCACCAGACCGAGCUCACGAAGGACCAUUUUACCCAACUUUUUAACUUCCUGUAGAACUGUGAACUGUCUGUUUUUAUCAGUGGUCCCAUUCCCACUUCUGGUCGUGGGUGCGGGCGCUUCAGCAGAGUGUUCAGCUUGCACACCUGGCUCCAAUCAGCCUGCCAAGCCCAUAGCUUUGCCUUUGUGGACAAUUUUAAUCUUUUUUGGAACCGUUCGUCCCUUUUUAAAGUGGAUGGUAUCCACCCGAACACUACAUGUUAGCGGCUUACCUGCAGCACACCGUACACUGUUCACCAUGUGACUGACUAUUUACCCCCCCCCCCCACACACACACACACACACACACACACACACACCCCUCUCCCUCUGUGAUGCACCCACUCACCCACUGUUGACAGGUCCUCUCCAGAGCUCCCCCUGCUGGCAAAUUCUGUCACCGACUCCCUCUGCCACAGGUCUUCCCGUCGUCCUUUUCCCACUCCCAAAUAAUCACAGUAGCAUCCAACUCCUCCCUAUUCCUGUCCAUAUCACCAACAGUCACCACUCUGAUAGAAACACCACCCGGACUGUCAAUCACUCUGUUUUAGCAAGCCCAUACAUGCUGGCUCCCAUCUUCACCAAACAUGACAAUACCUCUGUCAGCUUCGGACUUCUCAACAUCCGCUCACUCACCAACAAGGGACACAUCAUCCACGAUCUCCUCACUGACCGCAAGCUGGACUUCCUCUGCAUCACUGAAACAUGGCAACAACCAAAUGACUUCUCAUCACUCAACGAUUCCACCCCCCCGGACUUCACCUACCUCUCCCACCCCCGCAGCCACGGCCGUGGUGGAGGUAUCGCCGUCAUCCACCACAAGAAGUGGAAGGUUCUACCGCUGUCCCUGCCUCUCUUCUCCUCAUUCGAACUUCUUACACUCCCUGGACCCACUCCCACCAUCAUCGCCACCAUCUACCGCCCCCCCAAGCCCCACACCGACUUCUUAAAUGACUUCUCUGUUCUACUCACCCAUCUAUGCACACUCUCACCAAACACAAUAACACUGGGGGACUUCAAUAUCCACAUUAACAACACCAACCUGCCACUCAUCAGAGACUUCUCAUCAUGCCUGAACAGUUUUGUACUCCAUCAGUUCAUCAACUUCCCGACACACACUAAAGGACACACUCUGGAUCUACUCUGCUGCUCUAGCCUCAUCCCAUCCAACUGCACAACCGAUGAUCUCUAUGUAAGUGACCACCUCCUCAUCUCCUUCAGUAUUCCUCUCUGCCUCUCUAGAAUUAAGUCACCAUGUCUCAUUUCAUUCCGCAAUCUUAAGAACAUAAACACUGACACUCUGCGCUCUAACAUCAACAAUAUUUUGAUCCCGGACUGUUCCGCUACCCCUGAUGAAAUAACAUCCCAUUACAACACUUGUUUAAAUAACAUCCUCAACUCCCUUGCUCCAGUCAAAACACGCUCUGUUUCCUUCUCCACAACUGCUCCCUGGUACACCCCCCAUCUCCUCUCCAUGAAAACCAAAGGCCGCCAACUGGAAAGACUCUACAAGAAAACUGGACUCCCCAUUCACAAAGAAAUGUACACUAACGACAUCCGCCGCUACAAGGACUCAAUUUCUUAAGCCAAGACAGACCACUACUCCGCCCAGAUCAUCUCCAACAAAGGAAACACCAGAUCACUAUUCACUGUCCUCAACAAGUCUCUCCAGCCACCGGACUCCCCCCCCACCUGUAAUCAACCGACACCUGCAACACCCUAAUGCAGUUUUUUAAUGACAAAAUCUCCAACAUCCACCAACAACUGUACUCAGGCUCCCUCCCCCCUGCACCCCCUCCGACCCCACCAACUCCCCUGCCACACCGUCAGUACUUCUCCAGCUUUCUUCUCCCCGUCGACUCUGAAAUCCACGAUCUCAUCCGGAAAUCCAAACCCUCAACCUGUCAGCUGGAUCCCCUUCCCACCACACUGGUCAAAUCAUGCCUCCCGUCUGUGCUUCCUCUCAUAUCUGCCAUCAUUCACUUCUCACUCACCACUGGAACUGUUCCCGCAUCCCUCAAGACAGCAGCCAUCACCCCUAUCCUGAAAAAACCUGGCUCUGACCCCAAUAACUUCAACAACCUCCGCCCCAUCUCCAAUCUACCGUUCACAGCCAAAAUACUGGAAAAGGUCGUCGCCAGCCAACUACACACCCACCUAACCCAGAACUCCCUCUACGACCCCUUCCAAUCUGGUUUCCGCCCCCGCCACAGCACCGAAACCGCACUGCUAAAAAUCACCAACGACCUUCUCACUGCAGCUGACUCAGGUUCACUUUCCAUCCUCAUCCUCCUCGACCUUAGUGCAGCCUUCGACACUAUCUCCCAUCCCAUCCUCCUUCAUAGACUCUCCUCCAUCGGCAUCACCCACACUCCCCUCCGCUGGUUCCACUCUUACCUCUCAGACCACACACAGUUCAUCCAGCUCAAAUCCGUCAAGUCCGACCCCUCCCCAGUCAGUUCAGGUGUGCCCCAGGGCUCUGUCCUGGGGCCCCUGCUGUUUAUCACCUACCUCCUCCUCCUUGGUUCCAUCUUCCGUAAAUUCAACAUUCAAUAUCACUGCUACGCGGACGACACCCAGCUCUACCUCUCCAGCUCACCAAACUCCACCCUCCCACCCACCUCCCUCAUCACCUGCCUAUCCGAAAUUAAAUCCUGGUUCACCUCCAACUUUCUCCAACUAAACAGUCAGAAAACAGAAAUUCUUCUAGUAGGUUCCAAAUUCACCCUAUCCAAAGUUGACAGUCUCUCCCUUCCCAUCGACAGUUCCUCAGUUUCCCCCUCCCCUCAGGUCAAGAGUCUGGGUGUCGUCCUUGACAGUUCUCUUUCCUUCAAAUCCCACAUCAGCCUUACCACUCGGACUGCCUACUUCCAUCUCCGCCACAUCAAUCGGCUCCGUCCCUCCCUCUCCCCCAACACCACCUCCAUCCUCGUCCACAGUCUCGUCACCUCCCGUCUGGACUACUGCAACUCCCUCCUCUUCAGUCUCCCUCACACGUCUCUCCAUAAACUUCAACUGGUCCACAACUCCGCUGCCCGGAUCAUCACCAAAACCCCUUCGUCCCACCACAUCACCCCCAUACUGCAGCAGCUCCACUGGCUCCCGGUCCCUCUACGAAUCCAGUUCAAAAUCCUCCUGUAUACCUUUAAAGUCAUCCACAACCUUGCCCCUCCUUACCUGUCUGACCUCCUCCACAUCGCCACUCCAUCACGCCGCCUCCGAUCCUCUUCCUCUCUCCACCUCACAUUUAAUUUUAAUUGGUAUUAUUUAUUUCUUUAUUUAUUCAUUUGCUAUUGUUUAUGUUGCUUUGUUGAUUUAACUGUUUUGAUGAUUGAUGAUUUUAAUUGUUAAUAGUGUUUUGUUAUUAUUUUAUAUGUUCUGUAAAGUGUCCUUGAGUGACAUGAAAGGCGCUCCAAAUAAAAUGUAUUAUUAUUAUUAUGUAAAUAAUAGAUAACUUUUAUAAACAUAUUAUGUGAGACGACAGACAAUUGAAUUUCCCUUCGGGGAUCAAUAAAGUUCUUCUUAUUCUUAUUCUAAUUCUUAUGUGGCUGCGGGUUCUUGUAAGUUCUAGUGAUCCCUGCUGUCGGAUUCCUACGAAUCCGGUAGGAAUUGGCAGAUGGCGAAUAUUGCCGCCGUUCUGGAUCAGCGCUAUUCCGGAUGCGGUGGAAAUCCCGGGUUACUCCAUGAACCGUAACCUUAUAUGGUUAUGUGGCUGUCUUCAUCGAAACAACUGGUUAUCGCGCAAUUGCACCUUAAUCCGCGGGUUCUUGUGAGUUCUCGCGAUUCCUGCAGUCAGCAAUCCGCCACGAAAUUCACCUCACAAACAGAUCUGGUAGGAAUUGGCAGAUGGCAAAUAUUGCAGCCGUUCCGGAUCGGAGCCGUUCUGGAUGUGGUGAAAAUUGGGGGUUAGGGGUGGGAGGAUAUUGGUGAAAGAGGGAAUGGGUCAUAUCUACCUUCUGCAGAUCUAGACAGAUCAUAGCUUCAGCAAACUUCAUCAUCAGAGUGUGUAAUUAGUGACUUGGUUAAAGGGAUAUUUUGGCGUAAAAUUAAUUUAGGGUCAAACACACCGCAACACCGAGUUAGACACCCCCUGGAGAGAUGAAUGUUGCUGACCACUUGCUUCUCUAGUUAUACCAACUGUAGUAAUGACUGCAGGAUAGCAAUACACAGCAGACUGAGGAGCCAUAAACAAACCUCAACCAAAAGGCCACUCUAUAGCCACAAAUAAUGCUCAGAACAGCACCUAACUUCAUCAACAGGACAUAUAGGGUCCCAGCCAUAGUACUAGCCACCAAACAUCUUUUUAACUUUGACUAAUUUCUUUAGCAAAGAGACUAAACACAAUUUACCAACUCUCCUCCAGCAGCUGCUUGUUUGUGGGGGAGCCCUGACGAGUCGAUCACCAAGUGCAGUAGAUCAUUUCCUUGAAGUAAUAAUCAUUUUGUACUGCAAAUGCGGUGGUUCUUCUGACUUAGCGUCUUGGUUCUGAUUGCAAUUCCAUGAAGAAAUGAUCAUAAAUUUUCCAGAUGCAGAAGCGCUGAAAACCUGCAGUAAUUCGAGUGUCCAUUUGGAGCUGUCUGCAGACGCAACAGGAACCACACACUCACUCAGACAAAAAACAAGCCAAUUUUUACAGCAACAUUUACGCACUAAAACUUAGAUGUAGAAUAGGGUUUGGUCUUCAACUUUAUGAGGUUAAAGAUUGGCCAAUCAGAGGAUGGCUGAUUUGACUGACAGGAAGCUACACAAAUUUACUACACAGGAAGCUCAGUGAUUGUCUCUCUGCGUUUAAACUCUGACGCCGACACAUUGAUAAAAAUUAAAUUUCCUCUGAACUCCCCUUUGAUUAAAGUUGUACUGGGUGUGUUUUUAUGUUGUAACAUGUCAGUGUUUCAGAGUGUGUGUUUGUGUUUAGAGACGCCGUCUGCUCCCCCCUUUGCUCGUCUGUUCACUCGCUCGCUUGCUGCAGAUUUUCUCAGUGACCUCUGAGCCAAGAGAAAGAAAACAGGGCUUCAAUAAUUAUUCACAUAUUAGCACAAAGCAGGCGGCACACACAAGGAUGCCCUUUAACAACCCACUGACUACACACAUGCACGCAACAUCACACACACACACACACACACACACACACACACACACACACACACACACACACACACACACACACACACACACACACACACACACACACACACACACAUGCUCACACACUCAUCCUCUUCCUCCUCUUCCUCCUCUUCCUCCUUCACCAACGUUCUUCGUCAUCUCUCCCUCAUCCUGCUUCUUUCUCUCUGACUGUGAUUAAUCCACAUUGUCUCCUCAAGGUUAUGGGCACACACACACACGCACACACACACACAGAAAUACACACAUUCAUACAUGGUUAUGCGUCUCUAUGACAACUGCUGCACCCAUACUGUCUCCUCAAAGCCAACAGAGCCAAUAACUUUGAGAGCCUAGAAGCUGCUAUACCUGUGUGUGUGUGUGUGUGUGUGUGUGUGUGUGUGUGUGUGUGUGUGUGUGUGUGUGUGUGUGUGAAAAGAAAAACACAAACAGACGGGGAUGAAUUAAUAAAUCACUCUUUUCUCUGUGUGUCGGCGUGCACAUGUGAUGAUUUCUCCUUUGAGCACAGCGACUCGGAGGUCACAUGACCGUGCGCGUGAGAGAGAGAGGACAUGCCAUUGGAUGUUGUGUGUUUGACUGAUGAGGUAAUAUGGCAGCGAGCGGAGGUAAUUGCUGUGGCGUGCGGGCCUCGGGGGGGUUUCACAGGUUGCAGAGCGAGGGCGUCGGUGUUGAAGGUGAGCGUGUUCCUCGCCUCAAACAAACAUCCUCUAAUCGGUGGCGUCUGUUUGAACAGGAGAUGCAGGUGGAGGAGCUGAGUGCCGUCAGACAGGCGCUGCAGGCUGACCUGGAGACAUCCAUCCGGCGCAUCGUGGACCUGCAGGCGGCGCUGGAGGAGGUGGAGUCGAGCGAUGAGAGCGACUCAGAGAGGUAAGUGUUUUCACGGAGGGAGGAGGUCAAAGGUCUUCAAAUGAUCGUGUUUGUAUCUGUAAAUUCACACUGUUCACCAUUUUGCUCUUCACUCCAGUGUUCAAACUGCUGUGGAGUCCCUGACUCGAAAGAAAGACCUGUGAGAGAACCAGGAAUGUGUGUGAGAGUGGGUCUGCGUAUGUUUGGUGUGACCCAGAAACAGAAAUAUUCUGACCCGGGACUGAUUUCUGUGUAUUCAGGGGUCCAAAUGGGCUUGACACUAACUUUUUUUCAACUUAGGAGCACAUGUGCCAUUAAGUUGAAAAGUAAGGAGCACACAAAGAACUUUAGGGUCACAUUAAUAAAGAGGCGUGUCCCAUUUUCUGACCUUAGUACUAUUAUAUAAAAUCAAUUUUAGGUCAAUUGGUCACGUGACAUGGAAGCGAUUGAAGGAAAACAGCCUUUUCUGAGAACAUCAACCGGUAAUUUAUCUAUGGUCCCUUAUUCGAUACCCGAUGUUGACAGCGAGGGUGCCGAGUAGAUUUAACCGCGCUGCUGUUGCUAUUCCCGGUUAUGGAGAGUGAGAAGACACCGGUAGAUCCACAGUGAAUGUCCGUCGAAUAUCAAACCUAAAACUAACCUGGCCGUGGUAUUUACAUGAAAGAAAAACAUUUGUUGCCUCGGCUGAUUUUUUUUAAGGCGCACAUGUGACACUAAAUAUAUUUUACAAUUUGCACACAUCUAUUUUUAGUCGCGAAUACAAGUUAAACAGUCACACUGUGGAGCCUUGUAACCUGAUUAAACUGUGAGUGGAUCAAACACAGACAUCACAGUCUGCUCACCAUCACAACCAUUUUACCUCCACAUGACAAACAUCUACGGAUAAGACACUGGCUUUGCUCAUCACGCUUUUAUUUUGACAUUUUUCUGUCUUGCCCUACAUUUGCGUUACAAAACCAUGCUUUUAUUUUGAAGUACAUGACUCCUGCAAGAUCUGCAGACACAGAACUGAAUGAAAACAGUCAAAAAAAGGUUUGAAAAUGUUUCAUUUAUUAGUAUUUCUAAUAUUUCUGGGCGAUUUUAGCUUUUAUUGACAGGACCGGGUAAAAUGUGGGGAGACAGAGAGAGAGGGGGGAGGACAUGCAGCACAUGGUCAGGGACGGACUCAAAACCACGACCGCUGUCACCAUAUACAGGGCAUGCAAAUGGCAGAGCGGACUAGCGCGCCACAUAAUCUCAGCAUGUUGUAAUCUUUAGUUUUUAAAAGUGUUGAAUCAUUUCUCGGAGGGAUGCCGCAGCUAGCACACUAACACCUGCUUCUUCUUCUUCUUCUUUUUCUUCAUCCCUCUUUUAUUAUGAUAUGUUUCUAAGGUUUCCAAAUUCUGACUUUGCAAAAAAAGUCACGACUACGCAGGGGCGGAGUUACACAAAUUUAGUUUUGAGAGUUUUUCGGGUCGGAUCGAGUGUCUUUUACGUGCUUUUAACUCAGUAAAUCCGCGUGACACAAACUCGAUGCACAAAACUGCAGACAUUUGAAGGAUUUUAUGAACUUCCCCAGCCAAAAGCUGGACAGCUCCCAAAAAAAGAGGACAUAUGGUUGGUCACCCAAUAUGUAGCAGCCAUCAUAACGGAUCAGGACUUUUAAAUAGAUGUUUGACUGGGAUUAGAUUGCAGACAUCGCAGCAUGUUUCACAGGAAUAAUCCAGGCCGUUCAUUCAUUUGGACCCCAGAAUAUGUCAAAAUCUGACCCUGGGUCAGUUUCUUCAUUGAAAAUAAAAUUUAAGUUUAUGAUCAACUCAACCUGAUGAAGGAUAAUUCCUGUCCACUUUUUAAUCUGAAACUUCAUUAAAAGAAGUCAAAAAAGAAUUAAGUCAAACCUGAAACUGGAAUUAUCCUUGAAGGUGUCUCUGGUGAAAAUGGCUAAAUGCACGGCUACUAACAGUCAAUGAGCCACUUAGUCCUUGAUUGCCCACCCCUGCUCUAUAGGAUAAGCCCCAAUUUCCACCGCAUCUGGAACGACAGCAAUUUUUGCCGUCCGCCAAUUCCUACUGGAUCCAUUUGUGAGGCGAAUUUCGUGGCAGAUUAUAGACAGCAGGAAUCAUGAGAACUCACAAAAACCCAUGGAUUCACGUGCAAUUAGCGCAAUAACGAGUUGUCUUUAGCCACAAAGGCUAACCAUAUAAGCAGUAGAUCGUGUCCUUCCAGAGGAGGAAAUCUACUUCUAGAUUUCUAGAAUCAUCAUCUCCUCAUCCAUGGUGUCAUCAGGGUUAAAUAACGUCUAAAAACCGUUAACUUGUUCGUCUCCGCCCAUUUGCACAAUGUGAAAUACGAUCUGCCUGAAACAGGAGUGUUUUAUUUUGAAAAGAAGCCGGAUGUUUUAUUUUGUGUCUGUGCCGGACUUCCUUUCCAGCACGGGUUAAUCUGUGCUGAAUUUAUCUGGCAUGCUCCGGCGUCCAAAAAGAACCUAACUCUCACGAUCAGCUGCAGAGUCCAGCGAUCAACAACGGAAAGGAAGGAAGCCGAUGGAAAUUGACACAUUAACUUGAAUGGUUACGAUCAGCUACAAUCGGUGGAUACGGCCUUUUUCGCAGCUGUUCUGGAUGCAGUGGAAAUUUGGGGUAAGAGUCCUGGACUGAUGCAAUCCUGACUUGUCCCCCAUUAAAGACUAUCUGAGGUUCAUACAUCCUGGUUUCUUAGAGUAGCUCUGAGUUCUAAAGUGUGUGUGCAGCUGCGCUCAGACCGAGUCCGCAUGCUUGUUGCAGUCAUGUGAUGGGAGGAAACGUCUCCGCUCUGACUGUUCCACUUUGUCCCGCAGUGACUCUGUGUCCAGUGUUGGUUCCAUUGGGACCGAGGAUGUCGGUGAGGGGAUCCGUCAUUGGUUAGGAGUCCCCAGAGGAGGGUCCAGAGGUGGAGGGUCUCCGUACGGAGGAAGUCAAGGAGGGCGUCAGUCUGUGGCCGACACUAUGAGCACGUACAGUUUCCGGUAAACAGCCAAUCAAAAAAGGACAAGCUGCUAACCUGUGUUUGUUUUUGUCCACAUGAUGAUUUGUGUCUUUGCUCUCUCCUCAGUUCCUGUAUGGACCCUGAUGAGGAGGGCUCUGAGGCUGGAGGGUCCAGAGGUCUGGGUCGAGCCCCAUCCUCGUCCGCUCUGUCUGAGCUGCUGGAUGGUCUUCGUAAACGCAGAGCGGGCGGAGACCCAGGAGACGGGGCAGGGAGCGCUGUCUCUCUGCCGAUUUAUCAAACAACGGCGGCCUCCACCCUCAGACGGAGAGCCUCCACCCUCUCUCUGGGACCAGAAGACCUCCAGGAACCCCGGCCCGGCCCCAGCAUCCUCAAACCCUCUUCCCCGCUCCUGCCCCGGGCUGCCAGCUCUCGCUCCGUCAGCGACACCCCCACAUCUGUAUCCACGUCAACAUCAGGAGCCAAACUCUCUCGCUUCAACUCCACCGAAUCAGUCUCCUCUCUCCCUUCGCUGCCCCGCCUCUCCUCUUUGGCGUCCUCCCUUGCUUCUCGCCAUCAUCCCCCCUCCCUCUCCAUCCCGGAGGAGGACCCAGAGGAACCUCACCGAUCUGUGGUGAGCCCCAUCCAACGCUCUCCUCAGCCUUUAAGGCGUUGUAUGCUGGGUAAUCUCAUCACAGAGGAUGGAGGUGAAGCGCCUCUGGGAUCAGAACCUCUCGUCUUCCAAAACCGCCGCCUUAAUGAGGACAAUGACGCCGCCUCUGACAUCCUGCCCGCCAUCCGCAGAGCUCAGUCCACCAGCAGCCUGGCCAGCUCGGUCCGCGGGGGCAGGAGGGCGCUGAGCGUCCACUUCGGAGACCUGCCGCCCUCCACCCGCAGCAAGAGGAGCUCUGAGACUGAGUCCUCCAGCUCAGGGGGGUCUGGGGGGAGUUCUCAGAGCGGAGGGGUGAGACGGCGGUACGAGCGGCCACAGGGCGAGAGACUGGAGGCCGAGGGAAGUGAAGGGGAAGACGUGGCUUCAGUCAUGAAGAAGUAUCUGAAGAAGGAGGUGGACUGAAGCGGCCGAGGUGGGGAGGUGAGACAACCAAGGUUUUAUUUUGACCAAAAUUCAGGAUUUAAAUCAGACCUGAAAUCCACUUUCAUCUAAAAUCUGGUCCACUUUGAAAACCUGCAGAGGGGGGUCUUCGUAAAACUCAAGUACAGGAAGAAAACACCUAAAGCAAACAAUCCGACCUCAGCUCAUUUAAAGAUCUGAUCUAAAUAAAAAUGUAAAUGAGACAACGAGGUGAGAUCUGAACUCUGACUCUGAUGUGGAGCUGUACUCCUGCUGCUGCUGCUGAGGUUUAUAUAUAUCUGUGUGUCUGUGGUCGAGCAUAAACGAUCUGUAGGAACAAUAAUAACAAUAAUUUCAUCUGUAAAGACGUUUUCAAGCAGCGACCACAAGGUCUUCCCAGAAAUAGCAGAGAAGAAAGAACAAAGAAAACAGGCAUGAGGGAAAAUUCAGAGAAGCUGUAAAACAAAGUCUGUAAAUUCAGGAGAAGUGACGUAGAAACGAUUGAAUAUCAAAGUUUCGCUAAAUUGCCGGUGUAAUCCCAACAAUUAAAGCCUGAUUUAAGGACAGACGUUAACUCUAACCUAGCCUGCUGAUGUUCACAUCUUCAUCAGGCUGUCUCAGUCCGCAAAAAACUUUAAGACAAACGUCUGAAAUGAAGGAAGAUGCUUUAAAUCGGCCCAUAAUUGUUUAUCUCUGAAGGAUCCAAAGGUUUCACAGCAGCAGAUUUACGAUCCAGAGCACUUCUUCCUGUAGACACCUAAACUUCAGUCUGUGAGCCUAGCACAGGUCAGGUAGGUAGGUGGAGGUUUGACCCCCAAUUUCCACUGCAUCCUGAACGGCUACGAAAAGGCCGUAUCCGCCGAUCGUAGCUGAUUGUAACCUUUCAAGUUAAUGGGCUCUAUUUUCGUGUACGCCAGUGAGGCGGCGGAGGGUGGCGGACCCCACGCAGUUGUAUUUUUGUCUGGCGGAGCCCGGCGUACAGCCAGUUUGGUAUUUUUGUGGACUGAGGCACACCGAGAUCCGCCAAGCUGGGCGUGGUGGCGUGGCAGGGGGAGGUGUCGACAGAAUCAGCGGGCGCAGUGACAUUUUCAUGCUCGCCACUGUCGUAUAAUGUGCGCUAAAAGCUUGCCGAUUCAAACCUGGUCAGCUUUCAGCGCAGGCGAAACACAGCUGGUCUAGUGGUAUUUUGGUAGACCGGCGGCAUAUCGACAUACGUCACCGAUGCCUCACCGGCAGGUUUCCACAGUGUCAGGCACAUUUCAGUGCAAUAAAUAAUCAUCAACAACUAAUAAUCUGAGUCAGCACAUACAUUUAGAUCUAUAUCGAUAUAUUCUGAUCUAUAUCUGAUCUGAUGAGCGCGUUUGGACACACAACCUGACCGAAUCAACACAGCUGAAACCAAAUUAAAUUAAAUUAAAUAUCUAGUAAAUAGACACACAUGAUGAAGUUAACUAGAUAUUUAAUUCGUCUCCCUCCUUUUCUUUCUUCCUCUUCCUCUUAUUUCUCGCAGCCGGACCUGGACAUGUCUUCGUGUCCUCUCCCCGUCCUGCUGCAGCAGCGGCUGAACAGAUGAUUUGUUUCAGUGCUCAGAUGAGUUAUUUACUUUAAGCCUACAUACGAAUAUAAUAAUAUUUAGUCUUGUGAGCCAAAUUUAUUUUAUAUGUCAACAUCUAUGAAAGAAAGAGCCAGGUCACGGAGCGCGAUGCGUCAUUUACGCACAGAUGGUUCCGAUUUUAAUGCCAUUAUUGCAAUUUAUGUUGUGCUCUGUGCGCUCAACCCACCUUUGUCACGUGAGGUUUGAAUAUAUGCAACUUUAUGUGAGUGUCUUUAUUUGUGUAAAAGGGUGUUUGUCUUACCAGUGGGUCCAACAUUACACACAGCAAAUGUGGAGGACGCCCAAUGCAGCGCUUACAGUGACACUUGUUGAGGAGCUGCCUUCUGUCGCCAUCUUGUGGCAUUACUGUCUUCAGACAUCUCUUGAUCUCUCUGACUACUUCACGAAAAUAGUAAUACGCCUCCCCGGUGGCGGAUUUAAAGGCGAGGAGAGGAGCUUAUGUGAUUGGUGAAAACAUGUCUCGGCUGUGUUAAACUCCCUCGCUAUGACUUACGCCGCUGGGAGGAGCUGAGUUAGGGAGGGGGGAUACUUACACCGGGCUACGCCGCUCACCAAAAUACCAAAUUGUGCUUGGGAACGCCUUGUUGGCGCGGCUGACCUGACUUAUGCUGCGCCUGCGGCACGUCUCCUGCAAGGCACGAAAAUAGAGCCCAGAGUGUCAGUUUCCACCGGUUUCUUUCCAUUCAGCUGUGGAUCGCCGGACUCCUCAGCUGAUCGCAAGAGUUCUAUUUUUUUCGGAUGCCAGAGCAAAUUCAGCACAGAUUAACCCGUGCUGGGAAGGAAGUCGGGCACAAACACAAAAUAAAACAUCCGUCUUCUUUUCAAAAUAAAACACUCAGUGUUUCAGUUGGAUCAUAUUUCUCACCAUGCAAACAGGUGGAGACGAACAAGUGAAAGGUUUUAAGAUGUCAUUUCACCCCGAUGACACCAUGGAGGAGGAGAUACUGAUUCUAAAAUUCUAAAAGUAGAUUUCUUCCUCUGGAAGGACACAAUCUACAUGGUUAGCCUAUGUGGCUAAGAGACAACUUGUUCUCGCGCUAUUGCAUGUGCAUCCGUGGGUUCUUGUGCUUUCUCGCAAUUCCAGCUGUCCGUAAUGCGCACGAAAUUCACCUCACAAACAGAUCUGUUAGGACUUGGCGGACGGCAAAAAUUGCAGCCGUUCUGGAUUGGACCUGUUCCAGACUACGUUUACACGGCUAUUUUCAUAAACGGACAUUUCACGUUUUCACGUUUACAAAAAAAAAAAAAACUGCGUGCACACCACUGUGUUUUUAGAAAAGUUUUUGUUUACACCAACCCAUGUAUAUAUGCCAUCAAGAGCAUGCAAAACCUGUAGGUGGCAGUGUGGCGAGAAGCUCAAGCCCACGUUAGCCAAUCAGAACCCCACAUAGCAGCAACAAUAACAACAACGUCACUUCCUUCUUUCUUGCGCACAAUCUGCCUUCAGCUACCCAAGUCUCCUUUCUUCUCUGUGUACAUGCAAACGUGCAAACGAAAUUUUCCAAAAUCUCCACUCUGGUCAGCGGUUUUAAAAAGCAUUGUUUUCAGAAGCGAGUUCUCUGUUUGCGUCAAAUGAAGGGUUAAUAGCUCUGUUUUUAAAAAUAACCGGGUACUUAUAAACAUGGGCAAAAGAAGCAGCACUCCCGACUGCAGUGAAAGUUCAGAACACUUUAAGAGAAACUGCCUGAAGUGCUGCACGCUCUUUUACAGUGUUUUUGAGUUUCACUGAAAAUACAUGCAGCUUCGACAAUGAUAAAGACUAAAAUAUUACAACAACUACAAACCAGAUGAGUGUGAAACCUAAAUGUUACCCUGAAGAUAAAUCCAGAACUUUUCUUCAUGACCUAUUACUUUAAAAAAACUAACAUCAGUCCCUCGAGCCUCUGCUGUACUUUAGCUCGGCACUAAUUAACAAAUGUUUGCUCUUAAUUGCUGCUUUGGGGAACUUAAUUUCAAUCGAUUGCUAUCAGAAGCAAGUGUGGAAAUUUUUCAUUAAAACCUGAAAGAAGCUUCAUUAAACUCCUCCUGUGGUUGUAAAACUGAGAGUUUUCCCCCCUGAUGAAAACGUGCUCUCCCUGCAGACAGCAGCUUCAACAUGAUUCUUGAGAGUCUCUGAAGGAAGGAGGUAUUUUUAGUGGCUGUUUCUCGCAGUGAUUUGGAGGUGUUUGAUAAAAACAGGCUAGGACCUGCACACCACUCUGCGCUCUGACCGUCCUGUCUUUGUUUUUUUCUUUUUUCCCCAUCAGCCUCUUUGAGCGUCCACGUCCAGCUGAGAGCUUCACACACAGGCAAGAGUCGGUAAAGAUGAUUCAGUGCUGCUCCAAAGUCCGCUGGAAAUCCAACACGAGCACUCAGUCAGCUGUGUUUGCAGAUUUAAACUGUUUGUACAUGAAUAAAAAACAUAAAAGAGA